Molecule: messenger RNA, 58548 nt
Organism: Pelobates cultripes (western spadefoot toad)
Lineage: Eukaryota; Metazoa; Chordata; Amphibia; Anura; Pelobatidae
Source: the annotation of a GenBank genome assembly
AUGAAAGCUCUGGAGUGGACAGAUGUGUCCCACCGCACCUUCUGUGGGACAAUUAGCAGCCUUUCAUGGACUGCUGGCUACAUGCUGCUGGCUCUGCUGGCCUAUCUCAUCAGAGACUGGAGAUGGCUUCUCCUUGCAGUAACCUCCCCUUGUCUGCUGGCUAUCGCCACAUGGUGGUGAGUGUAUAAAUCUGUCAAGAGGUAACUAGUUCAAUGCCAGACUUUUAUCUCCACCAAAGCACUACUACAUGUAACUGAUUCAAAGUGAGAGGAGGGACAGACGCACUCCAAGCUCAAACAGACAGACAGACAGACACAGAGCUCAAACAGACAGAGAGAAAAUGACACAGUCCCUCUUGUAACUGGUGAAGGGUGCUUGCUAAAUUACCCCUCACCCUGAGUAUAUAGAAGCUCCAUCUGAGCCUGCAGGUGCCAACCACCAUCCAGGAGGGCCUCAGCCCUGAGAGCAUCAAGGACUGAGUCAAUGUCCAUGCCCUGACCAUCCAAAGCACUGGAAACAGCAAAUAAUAGGAAUGACAAGCAGGAAGCUGUUACCAAGCCGUUAUUCUAAGAUGGCUGUAGUAAAAAGGCCAAAUGCCCGCCUAUAUAUAUAUAUAUAUAUUCCCCUCUUUUACCUCUCCUCCCAUAAUACACCUACACUUCCCCACACAUGUCUCUUAUCUGGCUAGCUUUCAGUCUGCCUCCUCAGGAUCUAGAAUGGGGUACAUUGACGUUGUGGCAGGCUUAUGCAAUGUAUGAUCAUAUAAUGUAACUAAACUCCCAUUAUUUUUGCCUAGAUUAGGUGUUUUUUUUAUAAAAACAACUAAUACAAUUUGUGAAACUGGUGUUUGGUGACUGAGUGAAUGCGCUGAAUCUUAAGAUGCAGAAGGCAGACAGACACAAGGUACAAACAGACAUGGGGCAGACUGACAGACAGACACAAUGGACAGAGAUACCAGUGGCCUUUGCAGUAAUAAGUGUUUUUUUUAACUAAUACAGGUGGGUCCCUGAGUCGGCUCGCUGGCUGCUCACUAAGCAGGACUUCGUGUCUGCUCACAGAUACCUGUCCACGUGUGCAAAAAUGAAUGGAAAACAAGAUUUUCAGCUUAAGAUCUCUCCUGAGGUUUGAACAUAAUGGAAUGUUGGGAAUUCUGGCAGUGUGGGUGCAGUUAUAGUCUGACUUAUGUAGAAUGCAUUCAGAGAGAAUAAAGAAUGUACUCAAUGCAAGCAUGAGAGAGAGGGGGGUGUAUUCAGAGAGAGCAGGGGGUGUAUUCAGAAAGAGCAGAGACUGUAUUAGGAGAGAGCAGGGGGUUUAUUAAGAGAGAGCAGGGUGUGUUUUCAGAGAGAGCAGGGAGUAUAUUAAGAGAGAGCAGGGGGUGUAUUCUGAGAGAGCAGGGAGUAUAUUAAGAGAGAGCAGGGGGUGUAUUCUGAGAGAGCAGGGAGUAUAUUAAGAGAGAGCAGGGGGUGUAUUCUGAGAGAGCAGGGAGUAUAUUAAGAGAGGGCAGGGAGUAUAUUAAGAGAGAGCAGGGGGUGUAUUAGGAGAGGGCAGGGGGUGUAUUAGGAGAGAGCAGGGGGUGUAUUAGGAGAGAGCAGGGGGUGUAUUAAGAGUGAGCAGGGGGUUAUUCAGAGUGAUAAAAAAUAAGAAAUGAUCCCAAUGCACACCACGGUUUUGCACAUAAAAAGAGUAUUUAUUCAUGCAUCGAAAAUACAACAAGAUAUCACUAUAGCAGAGAGAAAGUGCAUAGUAUAGUGCUAAACCAGUAAAUAGUACCAAAACCACAAUGUAAGUAAAGUGCUCUGGGUCACCCAGAGGAAGGCUUCACAGCCCAAACGUUGGGGUUUCAUUUCUCCAGCUCUUGGUCAGUAUACCUUUUUUAAUGGGUUUUUGCAUUAAGCACUUUACUUAGUGAGCAGGGAGUAAUUUGGAGUGAGCAGAAGGUUAUUUGGAGUGAACAGGAAGUAAUUCGGAGUGAUAUGGGGGGGUUAUUAGGAGUGAGCAGGGAGUAAUUCGGAGUGAUCAGGGGGUUAUUAGGAGUGAGCAGGGAGUAAUUCGGAGUGAUCAGGGGGUUAUUUGGAGGGAGCAGUGUUUGAAAUUAGCAGGGAGAGUAUUGGUAGCGAGCAGUGAAUGUAUUCGAAGUGAGCAAGAUUUAUUUGUAGGAGCAAAGUAAAGUUGACUUUUAAAUGAAAUCCUUGAAAGGUUUGAGAGCUCAAUCUGGUUUCCAGGUCCUGCAGAAGAUAGUGACUGUGGAGUGCCGAAAAUACAACUUCUGGGACUUGGUGAAGACGCACCAGCUGAGAAAGAACACGCUGUGUCUUGGCAUCAUGUGGUAUAAUUCAUCCAAUGGCAUGGCCUAGCACACGAUAGUCCCAAAAUUGUAUGCUUGCAUAUUACAUGAGCAACCUCUCUCACUCACUGUCAUUCACUCAUUAUGUGUGCACCACAUGGCUCUGUGUGAAAAAAGCUGGGUGGUGGGAGAUUUUUGGUUGUAGUGUCCAGUAUGGUAGAUACUAUGAGCUGAGUGUGGGAGAUAUUUAGUGGUGAGUUAAUAUGCCAGGUAUCAGUGAGUGAUGGAUCGAUAUGUCAGAUAUCAGUGUAUGGUGGGUCCAUGUAUCUGAUAUCAGUGUAUGGUGGGUCCAUGUGUCUGAUAUCAGUGUAUAGUGUGUCCAUAUGUCAGAUAUCAGUGAGUGGUGGGUCAAUGUGUCAGCUAUUAGUGAAUGUUGGGUCCAUGUGCAGAUAUCAGUGUAUGGUGGGUCCAUGUGUCACCUUCAUGAUCUCUCUGCAGGUUCGGGGUGGCAUUCAGUUAUUAUGGCAUCAGUUUCAACAUAACAAGUUUCAGUUUAAAUCCUUUCCUUACCCAUUUCAUUUUUGGGGCAAUUGAGAUUCCAGCCAAAAUUGGAGUUUUCCUUCUGCUGGAUCGUAUUGGACGCAAGCUGUGCCAAGGUGGAUCUUUGCUUACAACCGGAGUGUUCAUUGCACUUACCAGCCUCACCCCAACAGGUAAAUUUCUUGACAUACGGCAAAUGAAGAGAGAAAAGAGGGAAAACCCAUUCAUGCAGACAUCAGAGAUAGGACACAUGAAGUGUGAAGGCACAAAAAGAUUACAGAAGACAUUGCCCCCUGACCAUUAGCAUUGCGGGCCUAUAGGCUGUAGUCCCAUACCAUUCCAUUACAGAUUAGAAUAGCAGAAAGGAUGCUUGGAUAUCAAUUGGCACAGUGGUGCAGGAUAGGAGGCAGCUGAGUAUGGGCUAUCAGCACUGUAUGGCCUAAUUUACCAUCACUUACAAAAAUUCAUUGUGCACUCUGGAAUGCCCGCUCCAUCUGCAGUAAUUUAAAAUCAACAACCAUACACGACUUUUUCAUCUCAAACUCACUCACACUGCUUGUACUUACAGAGACCUGGCUGUCCCCCUCUGAUAGCGCUACUCCUGCCUCUUUAUGUUUUGGUGGGCUACAAUUCUCUCACACUCCCAGACUCAACUGUAAAGGAGGCGGCGUAGGCAUCCUUCUCUCCCCUCAAUUUACCUUUCAACCAAUCAUAACUCCCCCUGCCCUAUCCUUUUCUUCUUUUGAAGUUCACACUGCCCGCCUAUUUAAACCCACUCCUUUAAGAAUUGCUAUCAUCUACCGCCCCCCCGGUUAUCCUAGACUAUUCAUUGAGCACUUUUCUUCCUGCCUUCCCCACUUCCUCUCAUCUAGCACUCCUUACCUUAUACUUGGGGAUUUCAAUAUCCCAAUCAAUAACCCCAAUUGCACUGAUGUCUCUCGUCUGCUCUCUGUAACCUCCUCCUUUGGCCUUAUGCAAUGGUCCAAUUUAGCAACCCAUACAGCAGGAAACACUCUUGAUCUUGCCUUCACCCAUCUCUGUACUGCCUCUAAUCUCUCCAAUAUUCCUUUUCCUCUAUCUGACCACCAUCUGCUGACUUUUGACAUUGGCAUACCUAAGACCCAAUUGACACCACCGUCUGAACAUCACUCUCACAGAAACCUCCAAUGUCUUGACCUAGAGCAUUUCUCCACUAAUCUCCAAAUUCUCCUUUUACCUAUCUCAAACCUCACCUUUCCUAGUUCUGCAACCUCCUUCUACAAUUCCACCCUCUCCUCUCAACUAGACAUCAUGGCACCUUGUACAUUUAAACGCUGCAGGCCCCCCCAACAACAACCCUGGCACACCAAGCUCACUCGAUACCUCCAAAAAUGCUCCAGAACUGCUGAACGCUGUUGGCGAAAGUCUCACUGUGCAUCUGACUUUCUCCACUAUAAAUUUAUGCUGAGCUCAUACAGCUUGGCUCUUUCCUCCGCAAAAGUUCAUUACUUCAAUACCCUCAUAACCACACUCUCCCGCGAACCCAAACGACUAUUUCACACAUUUAAUUCUCUUCUUCACCCUGCUGUUCCUCCUCCACCUACUAACUUGACCGCCUCAGACUUUGCAACUCACUUCACUGACAAGAUCUCUACAAUCAGAGAAGAGAUCUCUCAUCUUUCUUCUUCCCCUUACAAUACUUCCCCUAAUUCAUUCCCUCUGCUGUUCUAUGUUCAUUCACACCCGCUACAUUGGAAGAGGUUUCUGCUCUGCUCCAGUCCUCCCGCCCCACGAUCUGCUCCCUAGAUCCAAUUCCCUCGCAUCUCAUCCAUACUCUGUCUUCUUCUCUUUCUCAACCACUCACUAAAAUUCUCAAUCUCUCUCUCUCCUCUGGUAUAUUUCCAUUGCCCUUCAAACAUGCAACUGUAACCCCAAUUCUAAAGAAGCCCAAUCUUGACCCUAACUCCCCAUCCAACUAUCGUCCUAUCUCGCUACUGCCUUUUGCAUCCAAGAUCCUUCCUCGAGUCCAACUCUCUGCUAGACCCGCUUCAGUCUGGUUUCUGCGCUAAGCACUUUGUGGAAACGGCCAGUAUCCAAUGAUCUACUCACUGCAAAAUCUCGUGGUCACUACUCUAUCCUAAUUCUCCUUGACCUGUCUGCGGCUUUUGACACUGUUGAUCAUCAACAGCUUCUUCUCAUCCUCCACAAUAUCAGUCUACAAGAUAUUGCUCUCUCCUGGUGCUCCUCCUACCUCUCCCAGCGCUCUUUCAGUGUUUCUUUCUCUGGCUCUGCUUCUUCUCCCCAACUCCUCUCUGUUGGUGUCCCCCAAGGUUCAGUCCUUGGUCCCCUACUGUUCUCCAUCUAUACUGCCUCCCUUGGUAAACUCAUUAGCUCCUUUGGCUUCCAAUAUAAUUUCUAUGCAGAUGACACGCAAAUCUACCUGUCCUCUCCUGAUCUCUUCCCGUCCCUCUUGACUAGUGUCUCUGACUGCCUCUCUGCUGUUUCUAACUGGAUGGCUGCCCACUUCCUUAAACUAAACUUGACCAAAACUGAAAUUCUGGUCUUUCCUCCCUCAAGUGUUGUUACUCCUGUGUCUGUCUCCCUCCAAGUCAACGGUGCUACCAUCAGCUCCACCAUGCAGGCUCGCUGCCUAAGUGUUCUCUUUGACUCCGACCUCUCCUUCAAGCCUCAUGUUCAAUCUAUCGCCAAAUCCUGUCAUUUCCAUCUCAAAAACAUUGCGCGCAUCCGCCCCUACUUAACGCCAGAUGCGACUAAGGUGUUGGUCCAUUCCACUGUCCUUUCUCGUCUUGACUACUGUAAUCCGCUUCUCAGUGGUCUUACGUGCUCCCAACUUGUGCCGUUACAGUCCAUAAUGAAUGCGGCGGCGAGGCACAUCUUCCUGUCCGCCCGCACCUCCCAUGCCUCACCCUUCUGUCAGUCCCUACAUUGGCUUCCUAUAAAAUAUAGAGUUCAAUUUAAAAUUCUGGUUAUUGCUUUCAAAUCUCUACAUAAUGCUGCUCCCACCUAUCUAUCCUUCCUAAUACACAAGUAUGUCCCGUCUAGGCCCUUACGAUCUGCUGAAGACUUAUGUCUAUCUUCUGUUCGUACUCUGAUGCUCGCUUUCAAGAUUUCUCGAGGGCUGCACCGUUCCUGUGGAACUCGCUUCCCUCCUCCGUUAGAUGCUCACCCAGUCUCCACUCCUUCAAAAAAUUGUUAAAAACCCACUUCUUCAUAAAAGCGUAUCAACUAAACUGUUAAUAGCUCCUGCCUGAUUCCUCUUCUGCAACUGUCACUAGUCUAAUACUAUCCUUACCUUUUUGUGUCAUUUUACUCCACUCCCUCUAGCAUGUAAGCUCAUUGAGCAGGGCCCUCAACCCUGUGUGUCCAACUUGUCACUACAUGUCUGUUUGUCCACCCAUUGUAAAGCGCUGCAGAAUUUGACGGCGCUCUAUAAAUAUCAAAAUAAUAAUAAUAAUUUGAUGUCAAAGUGUGAGGAUUGAUAGGGGCGAGAUAAGACCAGGUGAUCAUCUUGUCAGCUGCUUUUCUUAUGGAUUUGUUGGUGGUAAAAUGUAUUUCAUGCGGCAUUCGGUUAUUUAUGGGAUCUGAACGGUACUUUCCCAAAGUGUGAGCUCAGACCCCAGCUAUCUGCCGAACGGUCAUGCGGUACAAUGGCACGAAUAAAGUAUAAGUUACAGAUUUUUGUGUGAAAAGCCGGUUCUGCUGUACGUAGGGAUAAUUCACUUAACAAGAUAUUCUCGUGGGAGUAUCCCUCUCGUACAGCAGUGCAUGGUGGGAGAAAUGUCCUGCAUGUUCAGUUCCCCAUGUAGUCCUCUACUGUACAACCCCUGUAAAGUGACUAAGGAAACCCCUUGCAUGGGGAAUCACAUAAAUACUGGAGCUUGUGAAUAAAAUCGUCAGUUGACUCCCAGAACUGUGUUUCGUCCGGGUACUGGGGGAUUUGGGAUAUUGCCUUCAUUUUUAGUGCUUUACUUGGAUUACUUUCUGUACCAGCGGAGAUAUUGGGAUUUAAUAUUGCAGCUCCGCUACAACGUCCACUUCCGGUUUUCGGAGUGGUACGUCGUUGCUCGAUGACGUAUUUCCGCCUGUGUUUUGUUAUAGACCGGCCACGUCUUAAGCCAGAGUGGGGAACUCCUCCCAUCUUCCAACGUCAAAGACGAAAGUCCCAAAAGGGGAAGAGGGAGAGUGUCCAUAUCGUCCAUAUUCGAAGUCCAUCAUACACACCGUUAUAGGCCCUCUACUCCCCAUAAGUCUCCAUUUUGGAAAGGGGCAAGCAUCCCAAAGGUCAUAUGGAACAGAUAAUAAAAAGAUAUAAAGUGCAUAUUGUAACAAGUGACAAACAAUACAUAUUCACAAUAUGGUAAUAAAGUGCAUAUCUAAACUCACACCACAACAUAAAUUUUUUUUAAAGGGACCUUUUUUUUUUUUUUUUUUUUAUGCUAUUUUUAAAAAGGAAAGUGGAAUAUGUAAUUAGUUUUAAUGGACAUCUGUUUAAGACAUAUAUGUUCAAGAACAGCUGGGUUAUAAAAUGGAGUGUAACGGACCGUUUUGCACACAAGAGGUUAAAAACCGUUUAGGCGAUAUUCCCCUUUUCAGAUGCACAGGCAAGUACUGAUAUCACCAAUCUCCCGAACUGCAACCACACGAAUUCACCAAUCUCCCGAACUGCAAACACAUGAAAACUCCAACUCCCAAACAGGAAACACACGAAUGCUGUAAACAGCCGAACAGGAAAAAACAUACAAGCAGUUUACACUCCUGGAAGUCGCAAUGUAACAGCAGACAAUCCAAUUCCCCCCAAGAACGAGACAACACUUCGUUUGAGGGUCAAGCAGAACUGAUUUACUGGGGCUACCUGCCCGGCUUUUAUGCAGGUCUCCCACCUACUGGACACUCCCCUAGGGGACCAGAUGGAAGACUGGGAAACAUAUUGGACAUUGACCAAUCACAAGUUUACAAUCCCACAAUGCAUCAUAAUCCCUCCUCUCUGUCCGGGAGAUAAUUGGGAAGUAAUCCAAUUAUCUCCAAGGACAGAGGCAAAACUCCAUUAACCACAUGGCAGACAAAGGACAAAAAAAGACAUAAAAUUACACAAUGUUACAAAUACUACAUAAAACAUAUACAUUCAACAUAUCUCCAGAUAGCUUAGAUCUAAGCGCACAUUAUUACCGAAUGGCGCUCAGAUCACAUACAUACAGUUCAAUCGCCAUGGAGCCAAAGUCUUUCCCAUAGUCUUUCAGUAUAUGAAUGGGCUCCAUGGCUUAGCUAUCUGGUGUAACACUGCUCACAUAGGGAAAAUAAAAGGUUUUUAAUGCAGGGCCAUAGUCAAGCGGCAAGAGGUGGGCAACCAGGCUCCUCCAGUAACCAGUGGCGAGGUUGAUUCCGCCACAUUUCUCCCCUUUACCAAUCAGACUAGCAGGGUAUCUGACCUCCUGUUGGUCAGUGCCCUGGUUAGUCCAGCAACCCACCCACAACACAUAAUCAACAGAGUGGCCCACCCACAAGAAUUGGUUACUGCACCUGGGGUAGUGGGUAGCUUGUCCAUGUCCAGGAGCUCCACCACGACUCUGGGGGGUACUAGCCUUCCGGAUCGGUGGGUUGCUGAGUGGGCAAAGACCAGCGGUACUCUGCCCUGGUGCCAGCGCUACCACUGGAGUAGCCUGGUUCUAGACCAGCUGAGGAGAAGGGGUAGUAGGCUCCUCACUCUGGACCUGGUGUUGCUGCUGGAGGGGAAGACAGGCUGUCUCCCCUUUGGAUAAACAGCCCUGCUGCUGGGGGACAGGACCGACCGUCCCUACCUCCUGUGGCUUGGGCACAGGGACCACGGUCCCAGCUGCACCGGUAUGAGGCUUAUCAUCUCCCCUUGGUGGGCUAGGCAGCCGCUGGGGAGGGAGAACGAGGCUCUCCCCUUCCAGUAAAAUACUCUGCCGCUGGGAAGCAGAACCGACUGUCCGUAAUCCCUGUAGCUUGGGCACAGAGACCACGGUCCCAUCUGCGCCGGUGGGGAGCUUAAUGUCUCCCCUUGGUGGGCUACGCUGCCGCUGGGGAGAGGGGGUAACAGGCUCCUCUCCCUGACACUCUCUCUGCUGGUGGAGAGGGUGACCGACUGUCUCCCCUUUCAAUAUAUUGUCCCGCUGCUGGGGAUCGAGACCGACUGUCUCUGCUCCCUGCUGGAAACACUGCCGCUGGGGAGGAAGGACGGCACCUUCAGCUCCCUGGGACUCACACUGCCGCUGGGGAGGAAGGACAGCACCUUCAGCUCCCUGGGACUCAAUUGACUGUUGGGGAGAGGGACCAACUGUCUCCUCUCCUAAGAACACACUGCCGCUGGGAAGGAAGAACGACACCUUCAGCUCCCUGGGAUACAUACUGCUGCUGGGGAGCAAGGACGGCACCUUUAGCUCCCUGGGACUCACUUGACCGCUGGGGAGAGGGACCAACUGUCUCCUCUCCUAAUGACACACACUGCCGCUGGGGAGGAAGGACGACACCUUCAGCUCCCUGUAACACAUACUGCCGCUGGGGAGGAAGACGGCACCUUCAGCUUCCUAUAACACCCACUGCCGCUGGGGAGGAAGGACAGCACCUUCGGCUCCCUGUAACACACACUGCCGCUGGGGAGGAAGGACGGCACCUUCGGCUCCCUGUAACACACACUGCCGCUGGGGAGGAAGGACGGCACCUUCGGCUCCCUGUAACACACACUGCCGCUGGGGAGGAAGGAUGGCACCUUCGGCUCCCUGGAACUCACUGGACUGCUGGGGAGAGGGACCAACUGUCUCCUCUCCUAAGGACACACACUGCCGCUGGGGAGGAAGGACGACACCUUCAGCUCCCUCUAACAAACACUGCCACUGGGGAGGAAGGACGGCACCUUUGUCUCCCUGUAAUUCCCUUGACUGCUGGGGAGAGGGACCAACUGUCUCCUCUCCUAAUGACACACACUGUAGCUGGGGAGGAAGGAUGGCACCUUCGUCUCCCCGUAACUCACUCGGACCGUUUUGCACACAAGAUGUUAAAAUCUGUUUAGGCGAUAUUCCCCUUUUCAGAUGCACAGGCAGGUACUGCAAUCACCAAUCUCCCGAAUUGCAACCACACGAAUUCACCAAUCUCCCGAACUGCAAACACAUGAAAACUCCAACUCCCAAACAGGAAACACACGAAUGCUGUAAACAGCCGAACAGGAAAAACCAUACAAGCAGUUUACACUCCUGGGAGUCGCAAUGUAACAGCAGACAAUCCAAUUCCCCCCAAGAACGAGACAACACUUCGUUUGAGGGUCAAGCAGAACUGAUUUACUGGGGCUACCUGCCCGGCUUUUAUGCAGGUCUCCCACCUGGUGGAAACGCCCCUAGGGGACCAGAUGGAAGACUGGGAAACAUAUUGGACAUUGACCAAUCACAAGCUUACAAUCCCACAAUGCAUCACAAUCCCUCCUCUCUGUCCUGGAGAUAAUUGGGAAGUAAUCCAAUUAUCUCCAAGGACAGAAGCAAAACUCCAUUAAUCACAUGGCAGACAAAGGACAAUAAAAGACAUAAAAUUACACAAUGUUACAAUUACUACAUAAAACAUAUACAUUCAACAUAUCCCCAGAUAGCUUAGCUUAGAUCUGAGCGCACACUAUUACCGAAUGGCGCUCAGAUCACAUACAUACAGUUCAAUUGUCUUUCCCAUAGUCUUUCGGUAUAUGAAUGGGCUCCAUGGCUUAGCUAUCUGGGGUAACACUGCUCACAUAGGGAAAAUAAAAGGUUUUUAAUGCAGGGCCAUAGUCAAGCGGCAAGAGGUGGGCAACCAGGCUCCUCCAGUGGCCAGUGGCGAGGUUGGUUCCGCCACAUGGAGUUAAUCUCAAAAUCUAUAUUAAGCCCUCUCGGUGUUAAGGUGCGUAACUCAAAAAUCCAUUUUGUUUCUUGCAGGCUUUGUUUUUUGUUAAAGUCACCCCCUCUCCAAUGCAUGGUAACUUUUUCAAUCAUACAAAAUUCCAAUUUUUUGGGAUCAGAAUUGUGCUUUUCUAAAAAAUGCUUUGACACACUAUGAUUGGUAAAACCUCUCUUUAUGUUUCUUAUGUGUUCACUAAUUCUUAUAUUAAGUGCUCUGGUAGUUUUGCCCACAUCUUGAAGCCCACACUCACAUGAUAGUAAAUAAAUUAUCAGAUUCUAAAACCUGGUUAAUCUCCUGUUGUAAACUUUCCUCAGAGUAUCCCUUUUGUUUAAAGUGUUCUUUCAAAGCAUUAGCUUGAAUUUUAAAAACUAACUGUUCAGAGCAAUUUCUACAAAGUCUUAAGAAUUGCCCUUUGGGUAUAUUUUUUAGGCAUGGAUAAUGAUGACAGCUAUCUGUUUCGAUAUAGCUGUUCACAUCUACUUGUUUAAAAUGUGUACGAGUAUUAACCUUAUUAUUACAAAUACAAAUCUCUAAAAAGUCUAAAAAGCUGAUGUUUGUUUUACUAACAACCUUGGUUAACGUUAUUCCCCAUGUAUUAGAAUUCAAAAAUAGAAAGAAUUGUUGAAACUGUUGGAUAGAUCCUUUCCAGAUCAGGAAGAUGUCAUGUAUAUAUCUCCUAUAGAGGACCAAGUUCGCAAUUAUUUUUCCCAAAAUGCCAUGAAUAAAUUAGUGUAACUCAGCGCGAACUUGGUCCCCUUAGCAGUCCCCCUGAUCUGAAGAUAAAAAUUCCCUUCAAACCAAAAAUAAUUAUUUAAAAUCAUCCUAAUCCCCUCUAAAAUAAUAUCCGUCUGUACUUCCUGGGAUUGUUUAGAUUCUAUAAAAAAAUGUAUGGACGAUAUGGACACCCCCCCCCUUCCCCUUUUGGGACUUUCGUCUUUGACGUUGGAAUAUGGGAGGGGUUCCCCACUCUGGCGGAAGAAGCGGCCGGUCUAUAACAAAACACAGUCGGAAAUACAUCAUCAGACAACGACCUACCACUCCGAAAACCGGAAGUGGACGCCACCGGAAGGAGACGCACCGCCAUUUGCCAUACCCGGAAGUGAUCGCAUACAGGGACAUUUCUAUGUAUUGUGCUGAAAACCAGAAGCACCACCAUCUUAGUGGUGGCGAGCUACUUCCGGCUGUGGCCAUAUUUGGUCAUUCAAUUACCCUAAUUUAGCCACUACACCUGUGACCCUAUAUCCAUUAGGGGGUAUAUAUGGGUGUACAGGCAAAGGGGAAAGAAUAAAUUGUAUAUAUGUGUAGACCACUCAGGUGCAGCAAUAUAGAUUGAAAUAAAGGUAAUUACUUCCCUUAUAUUUUAGGUCGUAACAAAGGAUUCCUCAAAAUCCUCAAAUACAAAUAUGAAAUGCAAGAUACACCUAAAAAGACAGAGGCAAAAAGAAAUUCAUAGGGCAACACUAUACAAUCAAAAGUGGCCCCUUGAUAAUAGUAAUGCACUCACAAGAUGUACAAAUUUUUCAAGCCCGUCAAUAUCUCUUUAAGUAUUCAGCUGCAGAGAUUCUCAAUAUCCAAGGAUGCAUGCCAAAAGAAAAAAACUGGACAUAGUACAGCAAUGUUUAAAAUAUAAAAUGACACACUUUAAUUAAACACACUUACAAGAAGUAAAAAAAGUGAAAAGGCUCAUCAAUAAAUCUCUGUAUCCCUCAAUCCCAGAUGGUAUGAAGGUGAGGUAGAAGACAGGAAUAGCGAGCAACAGUAAAAAAGCUCAACGCGUUUCGUCUACUAUCAGUGUAGACUUCCUCAGGAGCAAGCGAAUUAUAAAAUCAAAUAUAGCAACAAUAAAUCAAACAUUACAAUGUAUCAAAUGCCCGCGAUUGCUUUUAAGUGUCCCCCUCGUCGUGCUUCCGUUCAUUCCGCCAAUCCGUUGCGCUGGGGUCACCUGUCCUCAGUUGUUCAUUAGUCCGUGUCCAUAUAUGGACUUCCGUUGAUCUUCGUGGAACGCAUAUGCGUUCCACCUAUUGUCGGCCCAAGAGGACGUCAUCACCUGCGCGUGGAAUGCACAUGCGUUCCAUUUCCCCAGUUCCGUCGAUCGGCAUAAGUUUAAAUAGUCAGGGGUAUAGAAGACAUCAUAAAAAAAUCAUAAAAAAUGCCUAGAUAUAUUAGAAAAAGACUGGAUAUAUUAGAAGAAAUUUACUUAGUAGAUAUUAUACCAAUAACAGUUAUUUACACAUCUCAUCCGAUGUAAUUAAAAAAGUAAAGAGUAAACAGUCAAUGCAUAAAAAGAAAGGAAACAUAAUGGACACAAAUAAGUAUCAUCUUCCCUCUAAAAUAAAAUCCGUCUGUACUUCCUGGAAUUGUUUAGAUUCUAUAAAAAAAUGUAUGGACGAUAUGGACACACCCCCCCCCUUCCCCUUUUGGGACUUUCGUCUUUGACGUUGGAAGAUGGGAGGGGUUUCCCACGCUGGCGGAAGACGCGGCUGGUCUAUAACAAAACACAGGCGGAAAUACAUCAUCAGACAACAACGUACCUCUCCGAAAACCGGAAGUGGACGUCACUGGAAGGAGACGCACCGCCAUUUGCCAUACCCGGAAGUGAUCGCAUACAGGGACAUUUCUAUGUAUUGUGCUGCAAACCAGAAGCACCACCAUCUUAGUGGUGGUGAGCUGCUUCUGGCUGUGGCCAUAUUUGGUCAUUCAAUUACCCUAAUUUAGCCACUACACCUGUGACCCUAUAUCCAUUAGGGGGUAUAUAUGGGUGUACAGGCAAAGGAGAAAGAUAUGCUGCACCUGAGGAAGACCAUAAUAGGGUCAAAACGCGUUGUGCUAUAUAUGAGUAAAAAUUCCAACUUUGAACAAAUCCAUUUGAUUCAUGGGUUCCUAAAAUUCGAAUAUUAAAGGACCUCCAAGGACAAGGAUCCAGCAUAUCCCACUAAGUGGAUGAAAUGCUUCUAUAGUCCAGCGCCUAACUUAUUUGGCUCUGGAAAUUGUGAGUGCACCUUUUUCCUUUUAUUACAGUAUACAUUUGUUUAAACAGUAUACACUCAGGGCCGGACUGGCCCACCGGAAUACCAGGAAAUUUCCAGUUGGGCCGUCGGCACCUGCGGCCGCAGAGGGAGCUCUUUUGGCGGCUGUAGGGGGAGCUGGCUGUUCUGUCUCUGCUCCCCCGCACUUGCGCGCUAGAAAGAGACCGGGGCCGGAAUAUGACGUCAUAUUCCAGUUUCAUUAAGUGGCGCGCUGGGGCGGGGGAGCAGAAACAGAACAGCCAGCUCCCCCUGCGGCCACCAAAAGAGCUCCCUCUGCCGCCAGAAGACUCAGCUCCCCUAUGUGGCCGCCAACACAAAGGUAGAAAUUAUGCGUGUCAGUGUGAGUGUAUAUGUGUCUGUGUCAUUGUGUGUGUGUCUGUGUCAUUGUGUGUGUGUGUCUCUGUCUGUCAUGGUGUGUGCGUCUGUCUGUGUCAUUGUGUGUCUGUGUCAUUGUGUGUGUGUGUCUCUGUCAUGGUGUGUCUGUCUGUGUCAUGGUGUGUGUGUCUCUGUGUCUCUGUGUCAUGGUGUGUGUGUCUGUCUGUAUCAUGGUGUGUGUGGGUGUGUCUCUGUCCGUCAUGGUGUGUCUGUCUGUGUCAUGGUGUGUGUGUGUAACGAAAUCCCUUAUUAAACAGACCAUGCCAACCAGCCUGUUCGGUUAUUUGGAUGAUUACAGCGGGAUUACGUGCAAAUAGCGAGAAAAGCGAAUGAACUACCGAACCACCCGACCUCCCACUGAGGUCGUGUGGCGCCUAUUAACCACCCACACUAUUGCGGUUAACCACAGACUAAUUGGGGAAUAGCUGGUGGUCCGCGUUCGUUUACCGAACACGUGGCAAUCGCCAUUUUGGAUUGUCGAACACUCAACGGUAAAUGGCGAGGAUUCCCUGGAACUAACUUCGGCUACUUAUUUUGUCGAACACCGCUGCUACCUCUUCAAAUCCUCGUUCGUACAGUGGAAAAACACACGAAUGAAGGAGAUACUACUUCAUUCGUGCGCUGGAAGUAUGCGAAAGUGAUUUUUAUGCUGUUUUGCUAAAAUAAGAAAAGCCAUGUUUCUUUCUACCUGGAGAUAAUUAAGGCUCUCUUUGCUACCUUAAGUUAAUUAUCUCCAGGAUGGAAAAGAGGGAGUGAUUUAUGUAAAAGGGGAGUGCUUAUGCUAUAGCCACUGUGAUUGGCUACUGUGAUACUUUUGUCCCAGACUUCCAUCUGGUCCCCUAGGGGAGUGUCCCCCAGGUGGGAGACCUGCAUAAAUACCGGGCAGGUAGCCCACAGUAAAUGAGAUUGUUUUACCCCUUCAUGAAGUCUCGAUUCAUGUUUGGGGGAUUAGGAGUUAUAAUCACUUCGUUUCAGCUGGAUUUCGGGAGAAGCUGCAGGGAUCAUCGUUGCACGAAUAGAAGGAUCCUUUACAGUGUGUGUCUGUCUGUGUCAUGCAAUGUGUGUCUGUGUUAUUGUGUGUCUGUCUGUGUCAUGGUGUGUGUGUCUCUGUCUGUCAUGGUGUGUGUGUGUCUGUGUCAUGCAAUGUGUGUCUGUGUCAUUGUGUGUGUGUGUCUGUCAUGUAAUGUGUGUCUGUCUUUGUCAUGGUGUGUGUGUGUGUGUUUUUCAUGGUGUGUGCGUGUGUGUGUCUGUCUGUGUCAUGGUGUGUGUGUCUGUGUCACGGCCUCUCUGUGUCAUAGUGUCUGUGUCAUGGUGUGUGUGUCUGUCUGUGUCACUGUGUGUGUGUCUGUGUCACAGUUUGUGUCACAGUCUGUCUGUGUUAUGGUGUGUGUGUGUGUCUUUUUUAAGGUGUGUGUCUGUCAUGGUAUAUGUCUGUGUGUGUCAUGGUAUGUGUGUGUCUGUCAUGGUAUGUGAGUGUGUCUGUCAUGGUAUGUGUGUGUGUCUGUCAUGGUGUGUGUGUGUCAUGGUGUGUCUCUGUUUCUGUCUGUGUCACGGUGUGUGUGUGUCUGUGUCACGGUCUGUCUGUGUCAUGGUGUGUGUCUGUCAUGGUAUGUGUGUUUUUUUCACCUUUUUCCACCCCACGUCGUGCUGGUCUCCCCUCGACUGGCCCUGCCUCUAUGGCUGAGAUCAUCAAGCUUGAUGAUCUCAGCCAAUCCGCACUGACACAGGAAGCACCUCUAGUGACCGUCUGAGUGUCUGUCACUAGGAAGCAAUGUAAACACUGCCUUUUCUCUAAAAAGUCAGUGUUUACAUUGAAAAUCCUGCAGGGACAGGCUAUAGACACCAGAACCACUACAUUAAGCUGUGUGUGUGCGCGCGCCUGCUAGUGAGUGGGCUUGCUUGUGUGUGUUUGUGUGUGUGUGUGUGCGCGCGCCUGCUACUGAGUGAGCCUGUGUUUUUAUGUCAAUGACCUUAUGUAUAUCAGUGAGAUUAUUUGUCUAUGAGGCUGUGAAUCAAUCAGCUUGUGUCAGUGAGAUUGUCUGUGUCUGCAUGUGAGUAUGCUUACUGUAUAAUUAAAAAUUUUACUCUGAAAGGACCAAUAUUUUAUAUUGGAAAAAGCAAUAUAUACAUAUAUCAAUCAUCUAGGGUGGCAAGACAUAGCCUUACAUAUUACAUGCAACAAUAUAUGGCGCAAUGACUUAUGGGGCUGGCAUAGAUUUUUUUCCCAGGGCUGCUUUGGAAUCCCCAGUCCGGCCCUGUAUACACUAUGCUGUGCUUUUUAUAUUUAUUGUAUACAGGGUCCACAAUAAAGAACUAUAACUGUCAAUAGGACCGAGCGCUAUCACCUUUCUUUCUUUGUGGUUUCUAUUUGGAGUGUACAGAGUGACUAUAUACUGAGGUGGUAAAAGCUGCACCAGUCUGUAUUGUUUAAGCUUAGCACCUAUUUGUUACGCUACUUGGGUGAUUUGGAUUGGAACUCAACUGCAGCUUGUAAAACUCCCUAAUUACAAUAGUGAAGAAACGGAGAAUCUUUAAAGUAUCAAUACUGUAGCUUUAAGAAAAGAGAGAAUCACUGGUAACUUGAUUCAAACGAAGUUUUAAUAAGUGUUAAACUUAAAUGAAUUGCAUUUAGGCAAUAAUCCAAUGAGAAGAAGUGCAAGUAAUCAACAACACAAAGUUCAUUAUUAAGUAUUUCCUCAGAGAGGCAUUCAGUAACAUUCUUUAGGUUAAUGAGAAUAAUCUUCAAUAGUAACUUUAAGCAAGUAGCUGAGAAUAUUUGCAAAGCAGGAACAGUUCAUAGUAAAUAAGCAUGAUGGGAGUUGUCCUCCAUAUAAUUAGUAGUUUGAAGCAAUGAAGAUUUGAGUAAGCAAAGCAUUAGUUCAUUAUUAAAUGAUAUUGUAGACAAAUAGCUGAAAGAUAUACUUAAGGUUAAUCUGAGUUGUCCUCCAAUAGUUCAGGGAUAUGGUCCACUUGUAAAGUAAGUGAGUUUCCGUUCUCCAGUAAUCCUCUAUGACAUGACGCAUACUUGUCUUAGUCCAGAAGGCUAGGACGACUUCAGAGUUUGUAGAGCCGGCAUGUUCCAGGAACCGGCGUGCAUUUUGGAAGUAGGACCCACAUUGCCAGAGCCUGUGGAGAGGUAAGUCUGGCGGAAGUAGCUCCCAGUAUCACCAAGCCCCCUCUCUCUGGCACGGUCUCCCUAAAUACCGUUAGAGCCGCGUCAGAGGGGUGCCGAACCCGGAAGUGUUACCGCAUGACACUAUUUCACCUUCUACUGUUUGUGUGUUAUUUGUUAGAUCAUGUAUGAUCACCUAUUUGUUUUGUUAUAUCUCUAAUAAUUACAGAAAUAUUAGUGUAGCGGCUACAAGGAUUGGGACACGAGUCUCGCCGCAAAGGAUGCUUUUUUCCCUUCUCUUGAUCUCUGUCAGCGCCGUCUUCAGUGAUUAUAGCCGAGAAGUGUCAUAUAGCUUUUCUCCCCAGACAUUAGCCAAGACUUAAGAUGAAAGUUGUAAAAAAUGUAGAUGAAUGGAUGUUCAAUGUAAUAAUGUUGAUUCUUCUUAAUUUCUUCUCAUCUUCGGUUGAUUGAUAUAUAUACGUCUUUUGUAUAUAUAUUCUUGGGCCAAAUGCUCGCCACAAUAAUAUAUGUCUAUAUUAUUGAAAAGUAGUAAUACGCAAUCUGACUUACGGUUUCUUCAGGUUUAUUCUUUGUUACGGAUACAUAAUAAAGAAUGUUACAGGAUAGCGGACAUUCAACAGCAGAUGGUAAUUGCUGGACUUCUGAUGGGAGAGUUACAUCGUUGUACAGAGCCAAGAGCCAAGCCAAGUGUGAGAGACCUCGUGUCCCUCUGUUACUAUAUAGAAGUGCUAAUAGUAACGUCAGCAUAUAACUCUAGCCAUAUAAGGACAAGACCCCCGAAUCCACAUUCCAGAGCUCUAGGACAAAGAAAGCCUUGUGACUUAUUGAUACCAUCUGUUACUUAUGUCAAUCCACACAUCCAUAUAUAUAAUCAAUAGAAACAUAGAAUAUGCAAUAUUCUACAUUCCCUCUGUUUAUGGUUUGUUUGAAAACCAUAACACAAUGUCACUUACCUGUCCAUUCAUACAUCACUUGUAUCACAUUCAUUGAGCAUAGAACAAGAUGUAGUCACAAUUUUCUAUUAUAUGAGAGUUCUUAGAAGGUCGAGUUUCUAUCCCUCAUAAUGCUUACUUUACUUCAAAACUCCCUUUGUUUCAGCUAUGUAUUGAUAUCCAUAUCCAUGUUACAUCAUAACUACUUGAACAUAAUAUAUACAUAUAUAACAAUAAUAAAUGAAUAAAAUAAAAUAUUUACAAAUGUUGAUCCAAUAAACAAUAAAGCAAUCAGAAAGAUCUACGUGCUCAGGUACAAUCGUAUCUUUGUAGAUAACAAAAUCAAGAUCGUAACUUUCUAAAUAAUAACUGUGUAUCACUAUCAUAUUCCUAAUAAAGACACAUAUAACAAAGUAUUUUAAUUCUCAAUACCUGAUAUUACUUAAGUACUAAUACAUGUAUUACUAUAAUAUCCUGUCCAAUUAGAUUUCCAUGAAUCAUCUGUUUUCUAGUAACUUAAAAUCUUUAGGUCAUUUGUAUUCAUGAAUUACAUUCCUAUACCAUUAAUACCACCUAGUGAUGAUUGUAUCAGUACUUUACAAUCAUAGUAUUUAAUUUGUAUAUUCAGUAGGCUCUCACUACCUAAAAUAUACCAACACUACUUAUAAGUCUCAUUCAAAGGAUGUGUUAUCAACCAUGAAGUCUUAUAAUAAUUCUUCAAAUAGUAUUCAUGGUGUUAACAAUACUUAUUGUUCUAGAAAUUCUUCACCCAGAAAUCUUUCUAUCAUAGAUUUGAUUUUGUUCACAUAAUUAUAAUUUUCACUAAAAUUCCACCUUGUAGUAACAAACUUUAAAUUCAAUAGAAACAUAGUUUACUUUAAAAGAACUUGGAAAGAAUAAUAUAAAUUCAUUAGCAUCACUCUCUUCAUUAGUAUUGUGAUGACUUAUUAAUGUAAUACAUCUCAACAUAAAAGUAGGAUUGUCCUAAUGUUACCCUAACAUUUAUUCUGACCAAUCCGUAUUCCUUAGUACACUUCAACUGACUAAAGUAAAAUAAAAUAAAAUAAACUUGGGGUCAUACUGCCCAGAAACUCUUAUUCCUAGUCUGUGUCUAACAAACUCAUGGUAAUCAUAAAACAACUUAACAACGUAUUCAUUGGAUACCAUCAUAUCCAGAAACCUAUUCUCCCUAGUCCAUACCUUUAUAGACUUAGGUCAAAUAUAAUUGUGUACUAUACUCUUUCCAUUCAAUUCAAUUCCUCUUGGAUCUCUGAACUCUUAUAUCCAAGGCCUUCUUAAUGUAUACUAUUACUUAAUAUUAAUCAAUAUAAAUUAUCCUUCCUUAGUUUUCUUCCUUAUGUUACCAUUGUUUGUUUUACUUCACCUCAAUAUAAACAAAUUACUCAUUAUAUUUAAUCUAUGAAAUACUAUUUAACUCAAUCUUUGUGGUAUUAAGUAACCAUGAUCCUUAUUUUAUCAACUUCAUAUUUUAUCUACCUCUGAUACUUCUCAUUCUAUGUAUAGAUAAUAAUGUAACAGUUCUUUUCAAAAUACUAUCCUAUCAUAAUUUUCUAAGUACUCUCUUUUGGUAUUAAUACUCAUAACUGUUAAAUAACUUUUCAUUGUCUUUUUUCUUCAUUAAUAUUUAGGAAUUAAUAUUUGUUAGUGUCAAUCUUUUAUUUCUUUGUAAGUCUGUUAAUCUUCUGUAUCGAAUGAACUCUGUAGAAUCUUCCAUCAAAGUUUGCAGAUCAGAUGAAAAGUCUCUUUCCAACAGUCGAUGUCCAGUUGCCUGAAGGAAUGCUUUCCUGAUUUAUUGCCACAUGGAUCUGUCACGCUUUACCUACAUUAAAACAAAUAACAUGUGCAGCAUCAAUACAAUGGCUUACAAUGUUUAUAUCUCAUUAUUAUUAUACAGUUUAACAUUGAAUCAUAUUGACUACACAAAACAUACUCAUAUCUUCUCAUGAGAUCUACCAUCUAGUGGUCAUUACAUUUAUGCCAUGUGAUGUAUAAUCUUUAAAUUUCCUUUAUAUUCAAAUCUUUCUGAACAUUUUAUUAAUCAUACCCCCCUUUUAAACUGUUUAAUAAUCUGGAGGUAUAACCUAAUCACAUAUCAGAUGUUACAACAAAAUAUUGUUUUCCACUAUACUUUAGCUAUAGCAGCCAUCUUGUCCUAACACUGGCACCAUUUUGUCACAUGAAACAAACUACAAAAACAUAUAUCGUUUCCUUCAUCAAAUGUAUUUGUAAAUCUAGGUUUUAUUCUAUCAAAACUUUUGUCUUCUAUGUAGUCAAAAUAUAUGUAUGUCCAGGCUUUGCAAAAUAUAGUAAUCCAUUAUCAGUCAUGACAUUAAAAUCUCAUUCUCAUGAAUUAAAUCAAAGAUUUUAAAUCAACCUCAGAAGCAACAAAGAAUAAAUCCAUUGUUUUUUCUUCUGUAAAAUGAUUGGAGUUACUGUAUAAUCGCACACACCCAAUAUAACAUUGCAUGUUCCUCACUGCUACAUUAGUGUAUUUCAUUCUGUCAUAUUUGCAAACUUGAUGUAAAUUUUUAUUUUAAUUAAUUAACCUAAUACUUUCUUAUAACACACAUAAAACAAUGAAAAAACAGUACAGACUAACAAGUCAUUUAAAACAACAAACUAACAUAGAUCUCUAUUCUUGGCUGUUUUUAAUUCUGGAAUCAGCCUGUGUACCUCUGUUGGCACACAUAUCCAGGCUCAUUCUCUAAACUGAUCAUAUCUCGUGAAUUUAUCUGAUUCUUAUAACUUUCUGUGUUACACUGCAUUGCUUGUCUGUCUCUUAAUUUCGAUUUAGCUAAAAUUGCUUUUAUUUGUCUGAUUAUCAGUUUACAAGGAAAGGCUUUUAUUGAUUUAUCUCCACAUGUAUUUUCUCUGUCAGAAUUUUCAAUCAACAAAUUUAAUUUCUCAUUUGCUUUUGAUUUGAUAUCUCGGAUAAAAUAUCUGCAAGAUCUUAAAUAAUGUUGUUUAUUGCACCAAAAACAAAUAACUUUAGGAGUUAUAUUCUGCCUUUUAUUUGAGCAAAUUGGGAGGGGCUCAGCUGUCUGUAUCUCUUUUACACUGAGUCCACAAAGAAGAAGAAGGAGGGGGACGAGGGCUGUAACAUCUGCACUUCUUUCUCUGCCUAAUUCCACAAGUCAUUUUAACCCCUUCAUUAUUGGUUACUCUCCUUAAGUUAUCCAAGAACAAAGCUACUUCUGUCAAAGUGCUUUUUUCUCUAGCUAACACAAUUGCAGUUGGAUCUAGAUCUUGAAAUUUUUUCACAAAUUCAUUAAUUAACUGAUUCUCAGGAAAAUUAGCAACAAGUCUAUAUGCAUUUUCAAAUUUUACAAGAAAACUAAAUAUAUCCUCCCCCUUGUGUGGUUUUAGUUUUUCCAACAUUUCAGUGUCUGCAAAAUCAUUCCCUGUUGUUAAUUUUAUUAAUUGUGUUAAUCUGUCUUGCUUAUUUCCAUAUAUUAUUUCAUCAUUGUCCUCGAAUUUUACAGGUGCGGUCAGCCUACAUGCCAUUUGAGUCGGCAGCCAUAUUUGAAAUAGUCUAUUCCUUUGUUCGUCAUUUAGGCUGUAUUUGUCUAAAUUAGACUCAAACAUUUCAGCAUUAGUAAAUGCAUCCACUGACGUGUCAUAAACUGGAAUACAUUUCACAAUUUUCAUUAAUUGUUCAUGGAUUUUCAAAUUAAGUUUUGCAGCUCUGUCUUGAAAUUUACAUUUCUGCAAAUCACUCUGUGAGGAUACAUUUUCAGUAUCUGUUAGUUCUGGGAUUAGAUUCUGUGCCUGUAUUUUUCUUGUAUUAACACACACUUGCUUUACUUCAUUUGUAAACUGGCAACUAAAAUCAUUUCUUAAUUCAACUCUAUCCUCUAAUUCACAGACUUUUUCUAACAAUGUUCUCUCUGUUACUUUGUUACACUGUUCAUUUAAAUCUGAUUUGUCUUCUGUUAACCCAUUCAAAUCUACUUCUUUUUCUGCUGAUUCUAAAUUGUCUUUACCUGUAUUUCGUUUACAAAUCAAUGCAUUGUAAGUACAGACUAGUUUCAUAACAUUUCUGAUCUUUUGUUUUUUCUUAUUAACAAACAAUUUCUUGGCAAUUUCACUAUUGGCAAUUUCACAUUGUGUGUAUAAAGAUUGCCACAAUACAGCAUCUGAAUAGCUGCUAUUACAUGCAAACUGCAAUUUACUUUUCUCUGCAAUAUCAUUUAUGAAUUCCAUGUUACUCACCAGAUCAGUUAUUUCUGUCUAAUUCGUUGCUUCAUCCACACAGCUGCGCAGUUCUUUGCUUGGACGCUUGCCAAUGUCUGCCACGUGCUUGCUUCUAGAAUUCACGUUGUAUCUUGUGCUUUUUGUCUCAGUUGUAGAAAAUAGUCUUGUACAGUCUUUAUGAUUUGAAAACUCUAUUUUUCUUACAAACCACAGUUCUUCUAUGAUAGUCAGUCUAGAUUCUUUUUUUCUCUUCAAGUUUGUUUUCCCAGUUCCAAAAUAGCUUUGUAACUCGAUUCUUCUCUCUCCCCCCUUGAAGUGGGAACAAAACUUGAAUAGAAGACUGGCUGGCUAGCCAAUGUAAAAAAUGUAGAUGAAUGGAUGUUCAAUGUAAUAAUGUUGAUUCUUCUUAAUUUCUUCUCAUCUUCGGUUGAUUGAUAUAUAUACGUCUUUUGUAUAUAUAUUCUUGGGCCAAAUGCUCGCCACAAUAAUAUAUGUCUAUAUUAUUGAAAAGUAGUAAUACUCAAUCUGACUUACGGUUUCUUCAGGUUUAUUCUUUGUUACGGAUACAUAAUAAAGGAUGUUACAGGAUAGUGGACAUUCAACAGCAGAUGGUAAUUGCUGGACUUCUGAUGGGAGAGUUACAUCGUUGUACAGAGCCAAGAGCCAAGCCAAGUGUGAGAGACCUCGUGUCCCUCUGUUACUAUAUAGAAGUGCUAAUACUAACGUCAGCAUAUAACUCUAGCCAUAUAAGGACAAGACCCCCGAAUCCACAUUCCAGAGCUCUCGGACAAAGAAAGCCUUGUGACUUAUUGAUACCAUCUGUUACUUAUGUCAAUCCACACAUCCAUAUAUAUAAUCAAUAGAAACAUAGAAUAUGCAAUAUUCUACAAAAGUAGACUGGCUUAUUCAGGGCAAGUGUAAAACCUGGUUGGAAUGAUCGUCACUGUUAAAUCUUCUUAAUUUCUUCUUGUCUUCAGUUGAUUGAUAUAUAGUCUUGGGCCAAAUGCUCGCCACAAUAAUAUAUGUCUAUAUUAUUGAAAAGUACUAAUAUGCAAUCUGACUUACGGUUUCUUCAGGUUUAUUCUUUGUUACGGAUACAUAAUAAAACAUAAUAAAUGAUGUUACAGGAUAACGGACAUUCAACAGCAGAUGGUAAUUGUUGGACUUCUUUACAUCCUUACAUCUUUACAUCGAGAGAGAGAGCCCGAGAGCCCAGAGCCAAGAGCGACCUCGUGUCCUUCUUUUACUAUAUUGAUGUGCUUAUACUAACGUCAGCAUAUAACUCUAGCCAUAUAAGGACAAAACCCCCACAUCCACAUUCCAGAGCUCUCGGACAAAGAAAGCCUUGUGACUUAUUGAUACCAUCUGUUACUUAUGUCAAUCCACACAUCCAUAUAUAUAUAAUCAAUAGAAACAUAGAAUAUGCAAUAUUCUACAGCAAGGUACAUUCAAUUUAUACACAGACCCCCAGCAUGGGGUCUCCACAUAUUUCAAUACAAACUCCUCCCAGGUUUCCUCCAUAUAAUUAGUAGUUAUAUGGAAAUAUUGAGUCAAGGACCUGUAACUCAAUUAUCUCUCAGUUACAGGGACCCACACAGAAACCCCCACAAGUUUUAUAUCCCCGGAUAGCCCUGAUCUGAGUACCCAAGUUGUCAAAAUAGCACUCGGACCCAUUUGGUGGAAAGGAAUCGUCAUCCGGGUAACGUUUUGACCGACCAGCCACGAGGUUGUAGCCCAAAAUAGUUCGAGGACGAAAUAGGCUGUAGCCGAUCUCUGUUCGGGAGUUGCUGUGUGCAUGAAAACAAGUGUUCAAGGAAGCUGUCAGUGUUACCCCAUCGCUCUGUAGAUUGUGUUUAAGAAAGCUUACUGGUUACUCCAUCGCUCUGUAGGAUGUGUUCAAGGAAGCUUACCGGUUACACCAUCGCUCUGUAGAAUGUGUUCAAGGAAGCUUACCGAUUACCCAAACGCUCUGUAGGAUGUGAUAAAGGAAGCUUACCUCUAGCAUUGAGUCUAUAAUUAGUCUGCGGAUUGUGACUAUAUGGAUUUUGUGACUAACGUAGAUACUCGUCCUUUACUUAUAAACAUUUAGCAACAAAUGGAAGUUGGUAUAUCUGACUAAAUAAAAAUCAGUCAGCACUAUACAUAAUGCCCCACACCACCCAACAAACUCCACACUUCCCAGCAAACUAACUACCCUACUACACCAUCCAGCAAACUCCACACUAUCCAGCAAACUUAACUACCCCACUACACCACCCGGCAAACUAAAUACCCCACUACACUAGCCAAUCCCACACUACCCAGCAAAUUUAACUACCCCAUUACACUACUCAGCAAACUAACUUCCCCACUACACGACCCAGCUAACUGAACCACCCCACUGCACUACCCAACAUACUCCAUGUUUCCAAGAAAACUAACUACCCCACACUACCCAGCAAACUAACUACCCUACUACACCACCCAGCAAACUCCACAAUACCCAGCAAACUUAACUACCCCACUACACCACCCGGCAAACUAACUACCCCACUACACUAGCCAACCCCACACUACCCAGCAAAUUUAACUACCCCACUACACUACUCAGCAAACUAACCUCACCACUACACUACCCAGCCAACCCCACACUACCCAGCUAACUGAACCACCCCACUGCACUACCCAGCAAACCCCACAUUACACAGCAAACUAACUAUCUCACUAAUCUACCCAGCCAACCCCACACUAGAAACAUAGAAUGUGACGGCAGAUAAGAAGCAUUCGGCCUCUAAAUACUUUCAUUAGUCCCUGGCCUUAUCUUAUAGUUAGGAUAGCCUUAUGCCUAUCCCACGCAUGCUUAAACUCCCUCACUGUGUUAACCUCUACCACUUCAGCUGGAAGGCUAUUCCAUGCAUCCAAUACCCUCUCAGUAAAGUAAUAUUUCCUGAUAUUAUUUUUAAACCUUUGCCCCUCUAAUUUAAGACACUGUCAUCUUGUUGUGGUAGUUUUUCUUCUUUUAAAUAUAGUCUCCUCUUUUACUGUGUUGAUUCCCUUUAUGUAUUUAAAUGUUUCUAUCAUAUCCCCCUGUCUCAUCUUUCCUCCAAGCUAUACAUGUUAAGAUCCUUUAACCUUUCCUGGUAAGUUUUAUCCUGCAAUCCAUGUACCAGUUUAGUAGCCCUUCUUUGAACUCUCUAAAGUAUCAAUAUCCAUCUGGAGAUACGGUCUCCAGUACUGCGUACAAUACUCCAAGUGAGGUCACUACCCAGCAAACUUAACUACCCCACUACACUACCCAGCCAACCUCACACUACCCAGCUAACUUAACUACCCCACCACUCUACCCAGCCAACCCCACACUACUCAGCUAACCUAACUACCCCACUACUCUACCCAGCCAAUGCCACAAUACCCAGCUAACUUAAGUACCCCAUUACUCUACCAAGCCAACCCCACAAUACCCAGCUAAUACACACCUAAUACACUAUAACUAUAGAUAAAAAAAAACAUAAUAAGAAAACUAGCCAGCUGAGAUAAGGAAUUCUAUAUUAAACAGACUGUGCAAGGAAGGAAGUUUCAACAUUAGAUCUCACUUUACAGGAAGUGUAAACAUUAGAUCUCACUUUACAGGAAGUGUCUAGGCAGGCUGCGUAAGUCACAUGCAGCGAGGAGUGACUAGAGCUGUAUAAACAAAAUUAUUUAACUUUUAAAUGGCAGUGAAUUGAACAGUGACACUGCAGGGGCAUGAUCUAUACACCAAAACUGCUUCAUAAAGCUGAAGUUGUUUUGGUGUUUAGAGUGUACCAUUAAAUAAUAUAAGUAGCUGUUAAUAUGUUUUGCGUAGUCAGUUAAUUCAUACAAUUUGUGGCCCUUUUAAUUCAGAGAGGAAACUAGUCUCAAAGCCUAAUGGUUUUAAUGUAGCAGGUAGGAUGGAUAUAAAUAUUUUCACGUUUUCUACCCUGGUCCAGCUAGGAUAAGGCUGAGUCCCUCCUAGUUCUCCUGUCUGAUUUAAUUUCUUUUGUUUAGGGAUGGAAAAUACUCGUUCUGUGAUGGCUAUCUUGGGCAAGGGAUUCUCUGAGGCUGCAUUUACCAUUGCGUUCCUUUACACAGCUGAAUUGUACCCGACAGUCCUCAGGUAACCAACAAAUUACCAGGGAGGAAACCUGGAAUAGACAAUGAACAGUCUAAGUGCAUAUGUAUUAUAUUAUUAUACACUGACAGCCAAUAUAAUACAUUAUAUAGUAUACACACAUUAUUACACAUCGCUGUGUAUUAUAUUAUUAUACACUGACAGCCAAUACAUUAUAUAGUAUACACACAUUAUUACACAUCGCUGUGUAUUAUAUUAUUAUACACUGACAGCCAAUACAUUAUAUAGUAUACACACAUUAUUACACAUCGCUGUGUAUUAUAUUAUUAUACACUGACAGCCAAUACAUUAUAUAGUAUACACACAUUAUUACACAUCGCUGUGUAUUAUAUUAUUAUACACUGACAGCCAAUACAAUACAUUAUAUAGUAUACACACAUUACACACCGCUGUGUAUUAUAUUAUUAUACACUGACAGCCAAUACAAUACAUUAUAUAUUAUACACACAUUACACACUGCUGUGUAUUAUAUUAUUAUACACUGACAGCCAAUACAUUAUAUAGUAUACACACAUUAUUACACACCGCUGUGUAUUAUAUUAUUAUACACUGACAGACAUUAUAUAGUAUACACACAUUAUACAAUACAUUAUACACUGACAGUAUAGAGAAAAAUCUAUUCAUACUUACCGUAAUUUUCUUUUCUUGGUCAUAGGCCAUGGCAGCACAACAAUGGGUAGCUCCUCCCCUAUCCCUAAUUAGACAGGAACUAAUUAAAAUAAAGGUACAAAUACCCCCUCCUACCUCCUCCUCCCUCAGUCUAGUUAACAGUAAAAUCCCUGGGUGGGAUCUUUGUGCUACCAUAGCCUAUGACCAGGAAAAGAAAAUUACGGUAAGUAUGAGUAGAUUUUUCUCUUUCCUGGCAGCACAACAAUGGGUAAUACCCAAGCUAAAACCAAGGGAUGGAAAAAGAAAAACUCAGACAGAUUAAUAUAUAAUGCAAGUGUAUUAUCACAAUCAACAACAUGUGACGAACCAUAUAAGAGAAUAAAUCAAUCGUUUGAAGCAGAAAGAACCGAUCUGUCAAACUCAUCGUAUUGACCAGCUCUUACGUCUAAACGAUAAUGUCUGAUAAAUGUAUUAGAAGAUGACCAAGUGGCUGCUUUGCAAAUCAGUUCUGUAGAAACCUUUGCUGCAGCUGCCCAGGAUGAAGAGAGAGAACGUGUAGAGUGUGCUUUCAAACCUUCAGGAAUACUUGUUUUAGAUGCUCGAUAAGAUUGGAUAAUAGCCAAAACUAUCCAUCUACUGAGAGUGGCUUUCGAAGCUUGGAGACCCUUCCUAGGGCCGUUAGGAAUAACAAAAAGCCUUUCAGAACUACACCAUUCUGAGGAUCUUUGUAUAUAUAUCUUAAGACACCUCACUAAGUCGAUAGCUUUCCAAUCAGUGCUGUAACGGAUCACCUGGCACCCCGACUGGGUACCUCCGUUGAAGGAUGCUCCUAGCGCUUCCUGAGGACUCCAAGCACUGCAGCAGACACCACAACCAGUGCUUCCACUGGGGGGCUUGGGACAUAGUCCGGCUCAGUAGCCAGGGGAAUGUGGGGGUCAGUGGGGGUUAACAUCUUCUCUGUUAACCCUGGGGCCAAGUUAGGAGAUAGCUGGGGAGGGGAAAUCGUACUUACCUCCUGUUGUUCCUGUGAGAGUAGUUGGGGAUCUGGACAGGCUGUCCAACAUCCCUGUGGGUCAGGCACAGAGACCACGGUCCCAUCUGCGCCAUCUAGAAGAUUGGUUUCUCCCCUUGGUAGGGUAAGCUGCCGCUGGGGAGGGAGACCGACUGUCUCCACUCCCGUAACAUUGUCCUGCUGCUGCGGAGAGAGACCAACUUUCUCUGCCCCCUGUAGAACACACUGCUGCUGGGGGGGAAUGACAACACCUUUGGCCCCCUGGAAUUCACACUGCCGCUGGGGAGGAAGGGCGACACCUUCGGCUCCCUGGAACUCACACUGCCGCUGGGGAGGAAGGACGACACCUUCGGCUCCCUUGAACUCACACUGCCGCUGGGGAGGAAGGACGACACUUUCGGCUCCCUGUAACUCGCACUGUCGCUGGGAAGGAGGGACGACACCUUCUGCUCCCUGGGACCCACACUGCCGCUGGGGAGGAAGGACGACACCUUCGGCUCCCUGUAACUCACACUGCCGCUGGGGAGGAAGGACAACACCUUCGGCUCCCGGGGACUCGCACUGCCGCUGGGGAGGAAGGGCGACACCUUUGGCUCCCUGGAACUCACACUGCUGCUGGGGAGGAAGGACGACACCUUCGGCUCCCUGGAACUCACACUGCCGCUGGGGAGGAAGGACUACACCUUCGGCUCCCGGGGACUCGCACUGCCGCUGGGGAGGAAGGGCGGCACCUUCAGCUCCCUGGAACUCACACUGCCGCCGGGGAGGAAGGACCACACCUUCGGCUCCUUGGAACUCACACUGCCACUGGGGAGGAAGGACGACACCUUCAGCUCCCUCUAGGGCCGGUAGAGAGACCUCGGUCCCAUCUCUACCUGCCAUCUGGAGGUCAUCCGAGGACCAGUCAAUGAGGUCUGGUUCUGCUUGUCGGGUAGGUUGGGGCUGCACGAAGCUGAGCAGGUGUUGGUAGUCCUGCUCCAGCUCCAACUCCCUUGUUACCAGGUGGUCAACCCAGACAUACAUGCCCAUCCGGUAGUCGUAGAUGUCCCAAAACCUAGACCCCUCCAUGCUGCCAAGAUCAAUGUCGUCCUCCAAGGCAUCCCAUAAUAACCCUGGGCCAUCAUAAUCAUCCCCCUCCGGUAAGUCGUGCUCGGCCGUCCAGGGGGUAAGUCGAAUUGUAUGCCACAGAGGGCCUGGUAUGCGUUGUCUAGCCAGAUCUCUCGCCAUACCAGGGUCUCAAGUCUUGUCACCCACUCAUCCAGGGGCUACUCUACCAAUAGAUACAUCCGCAUCGCCACACGCUUCUGUAGCUGCUGCUCAUCACUGGUGAGACUCUCACCUCGCCGCCAUUGGGCAUCUUCCAGGGCAUCAUACCAGAGUUCCUUUCUGUCUGCAUCCCACCGCUGCCACCACUGUAACAGAUCACCUGGCACCCCGACUGGGUACCUCCGUUGAAGGAUGCUCCUAGCGCUUCCUGAGGACUCCUGAAGACACCACAACCACCGCAGACUCCGCAACCGCUGUAGCUUGACUGGAGUCUCGCCAUCUUCCUUCCACCCUGUAUCAGCUUCUGUCCUCCAGGACCGUGUGGGAAAGACCUCUUCCUUCCACCCUGUAUGAACCUCCAGCAUCCAGGACUGUGUGGUGAAGACCUCUCCUCCGAGGAGAGCGUGUCAGGAACAAGCUCUUAAAAGAGCUAAGUGAUUCAAUCUCAGGGGAGUAUGCAGAGCAUAGCAAUCCCCAGUGUGAUUAUAACAGCUCUCUCCAAUAACAAGACAAGGCUACGUUUAGAGGGAUCAAGAAGAACUGUCUAAACCUUUAUUUCCCUUGGGACCAGCCCAUAGGGACACCACAAUAACAUGUUGUGAAACCUCAAUAUAAUCACAAACAGUCAAACCAUAGCAGGCAACAUACAGUGACUUAUCACAACACAAUGGCACAUUUUUAAAGGGGUGGGGGAGACAAUAUUUAACAGUAAAUAUCUCACCUGCCUGCAGAAUUAGCAAUAUGCAAAUCUACCCGAAUAUGCAAAUGAACCAGUCUUGCAAUUCAGGUAGUGCAUAUUGCUGUUGCUACCAACAGAGGGCACUAGACAAGCUCCAUAGCCAAACCCACCUAGUUGGUAGCAAACCUCAGCAGUACAGGAGAGCAGGCAAUACAUUUCACAGUACACACACACACACUAUAAACAAUUACAUUACACACACCCUGCACCUAUAAUGGGUACAGGGUGACUAAAACAUAAGAUAAAUAAAGCAGCCUACAUAAAUAGUCUGUCUGAAGGUAGACUAGGGGCUUUAAAGCCAAAUACAUGAAAGAGUCAUAGUCACAGGGGAGGAGGCUGGCAAGCAGGCCUCUCCAGGACCAAGUGGUGAAGGGCACUUCAUCACAAGCGUCUUCUCCGUUAUUUGUUUCUUCUGAACUUAAUGCUGGAAGAACUAUUUCUUCAUUUAUAUGGAACUCCGAAGUCACCUUAGGGCAGAAUUCUGGAACAGUUCUUAGGAUGACUCUGUCCUUAUGAAAUAUAGUAAAAGGUUCUUGAGCCGAAAGAGCCUGAAGAUCAGACACCCUUCUACCAUAUGCUAGGGCUACCAAUAGAACUGUCUUGAUCGUGAGAAGAUGACAGGAAAUUGAUUCCAAUGGUUCAAAAGGAUCUGAUUUAAGAGCCUUAAGGACCAGAGGGAGAUCCCAUGGAGGAGUAAUAGACUUAAUGGGGGGCUUGAUUUUUAAGACUGCAGUCAGAAAUCUUGCUAUGUCCGAGUCCAAUGCCCAUUUAUGAUUGGUUAAAGCAGAGAGGGCUGAAAUAUGGACUUUCAAAGUAUUAUAACUUAAUCCUUUCUCCAGGCCAGAUUGUAGAAAAUCAAGAAUAUCAGUGGUUGAAGGAUUCCGAAUAUCCAAAGGUCUUGAACUGGCCCAUGAAGAGAAUACAUCCCAGAUUCUGUAAUAAGUGGAUGAAGUGGAUUUCUUCCUUGCUUGAAGAAGUGUCUCAAUUACUGAUCUUGAAAACCCCUUGUUCUUUAACCCCUCCCUUUCAAGUACCAUGCCAUCAGAUGAAGGGAUGCUGCGUUUGGGUGAAGAAUUGGACCCUGUUGUAGCAGAAAUGGAACAGCUGGAAGACGCCACGGGUCUCUCUUGCAUAGACUUAGUAGGAGUGGAAACCAAGGUCUGCAUGGCCAAAAAGGGGCUAUCAGAAUCAGUGAUGCCUUCUCUUGUCGCAGUCUCCUCAGUAGAGGGAAGAUGAGAAGAUUCGGAGGAAAGGCAUAUGCCAGGUCGAAGUCCCAAAUGCAUGUCAAUGCAUCCCUUCCUAUGGCUUGGGGAUCUGGAAUUCUUGAGAAGAAAUUCUUUACCUUCCUGUUGUUGCUUGUUGCCAUCAGAUCUAUUUGUGGAAGACCCCAUUUUUGUGCAAUCUGUAGGAAUAUUUUGUUUGAUAGACUCCAUUCCCCUGGGUCUAAUCUUACCAUGCUGAGAAAGUCUGCUACUGAAUUCUGUGUUCCUGGGAGAUGUAUUGCAGAGAUGCUCUCCAAAUUUAUUUGUGCCCAGGACAUCAGAGGUUUCAUUAUUUUCAUCAUUCUGCAACUCCUUGUCCCUCCUUGAUGAUUUAUAUAUGCGACCACCGUGGCAUUGUCUGUCCUGAUUUUGACCCACUUGUGGAGUAGAAGUUGUUGCAAGUGCUUCAGAGCCUUGAAAACUGCCAGAAGCUCUAGGAGAUUCGAAGGAGUGUUGGAAGUAAAAAAUGACCACUUCCCUUGGACAUAGUUGUCCUGAAGAUGGGCUCCCCAACCCCAUUGACUGGCAUCUGUGGUGAUAAUGGUCCAUGGGACAUUUCCUAAGGGAAAACCUCUGAAGAGAAACUCCUUCUGAGUCCACCACUUCAGGGAUUUUUGUACGUGAGAAGGGAUACUUAUAGGCUGAGACAGAUUCCCCCCUUUGAAUUGAUAAAGGAAAUUUCUUUGAAAGGGUCUCAUCCUCCAUUGGGCCCAUCUUGUUAGUCCUAUGGUGGGGGACAUUGAUCCCAGGAGGCUCAUAACUUUCUCUGCCGAGGAAACACUGAAUGCCAACAUGUCUUUGACCUUUCUCUGAAUUUUCAUACCCCUUUCUGGGGACAGUUGAACUAAACCUUUUGCAGUGUUGAAUGAUGCUCCUAGGUAUAUCAUGCACUGAGAUGGGUUCAGGUUGCUUUUGGAGAUAUUGAUCUUCCAACCGUGUUGCUGAAGAAACUGCAUACAUACUAGGCCAUGAUUUUCUAGGAUAUCUCUGCUUUCUGCCAGAAUCAAGAUGUUGUCUUGGUAAUGAUAUAUUGCGAUGCCUUUCUUCCUGAGUUCUGCAAUUAGAGCCACCAGAACUUUUGAGAAAGUAUGUGGAGCAGUGCUUAGGCCAAAAGGGAGAGCACGGAACUGAAAGUGACCCUCUUCCACAGCGAAUCUGAGGAAUUUUUGAUGCUGAGGUGCUAUGGGAAUAUGGAAAUACGCAUCUGCAAGGUCUAUUGACAUGAGCCACUGUUCUGGAAAAACUGCUUUCACAAUGGUUUGAAGGGACUCCAUCUUGAAUUUUCUUAUGUUUAAGAACUUGUUUAACCUGCUUAGGUCUAAUAUUGGUCUCCAACCCCCUGUGGAUUUUCUGGUGAGAAAAAUAUGGGAGUAAAACCCAUGUGUCUGUUGAGCCCGUGGAACUUGAAUGAUAACUCCAUCUUCUUGAAGGGAUGAGAUAAACUUUUUUAGGGUGUUUCUUUUUUCUAUAUCUCUUGGCCAGUUUGUCUUUUGGAAGGAGCGAGGCGGCGGUAUUCUGGAGAACUCUAUGAGAUAACCUCUUUGUAUUAUAUCCAGCACCCAUCUGUCUUGAGUUGAAUGUUUCCAUAUAUUUUGGAAUAGUAGUAGACGGGCACCUACUCCUCCAGAUUGGGAAGUGAAUUUGUCAUAAAGGCUUCUUGUGUUGGAAGAAUGUCCUCCUCUCCAUGGAAUAGAUCUUCCGUAUUCUCUUCCAGGUUUAUAUGAUCUGGUAUCUUGAAAGGGGGGGUAUUCAGAGUAUCUUCUGGCUCGAAAGGAUCCACGGGUUUUCCGGUCUUGUGGGAGAAAAGCUCUUUCCCUUCUGCAGCUCUUUUGAUACACUCGUCAAGAUUUUUCCCAAACAGCAUCUCACCAUGAAAAGGAAGGGCACAUAGACUAGACUUUGAUGAUGAGUCUGCGGACCAAGAUCUCAGCCGCAAAGCUCUUCUAGCUGAUACUGAGAGAGCCAUGUUUCUUGCUAGAGCUUUCACCAUAUCCACCGAGGAUUCUGGGGUAAAGUCAACGGCCAGUUUAAUAUCAUCUCUGAUAUCUUCUUCCAAAUUCUCGAUCCAGAUUUUCAAGGCCCUGGAAACCGAUGUAAGGGCUAUUGCAGGGUGAAAACCAGUACCUGCUGCUACAUAAGCUUUUGAAAGAUGUAAGUCCAUCUUCUUGUCCAUUGGGUGUCUAAAUGAGCCUGCAUCAUCAACUGGUAAUGUCUAGUCUAACUACUGCAGCAUCCACUUUAGGGGCGUUAUCCCAAUGGUAUGAAUCAGAUUUGUCAAAAGGAUAGAGGCGAGAGAUUCUGCCUUGUGCUGAAAUCUUUUUGUCAGUAUUGGACCAUUCGUCCUUAAUUAAUUCCUUGAUAGUAUCAUGUACUGGAAAGGUUGCUCUUUUCUUUCUCAAGUCUGAGAAGUAACGAUAGGAAGUUGACUGCUCUGUAACUGCUACUUUCAAACUCAGAGAUUUACGGACUUUAUAAAUAAGAUGAUCUAUUUGAGCAGGUUCUAGAAAAUCUGGAGGAGCCUGAGUUUCUUCUUCUGAAGAUAAGAAAUUUCGUUGGUAUGACUCCAUAUCCAUGGACUCGUCUGAUGAAUCGUUUUGUUGGUAAUCUGAAGGGUCAUGUAACCGGGGUCUUUUGGGUCUUGUACCUGCUUCUUUAAUGCCCUGAGUCACCGCUUGUUUUAUGAACUGCAUAAACUCAGUUGAAGGAUUAGAUGUUCCGGCUGCUUCAGAUAAACAUUCUGCACAUAAUCGUUUGCCUUCCAGCGGUUUAUUAUUACAGGCAUCGCAUUGAUUCUUUUUUUGUGAUUUUCCUUUGGAUGAUCUCACCGUUUUCUUUCCCGUAGAACUAUCAUGACAGGGAAAUAUCUCAUAUUAGCUCUCUUUUAUUUUAUGUAUUACACCUAUAAUAUCAGAAUGGAGAGAAAAUGAUAUGGCUUACCUAUAACUCUUAGAGUGGGACCUAUUUUUAUAUCCAGAAGAGUCUGAACCAGAAGAGAUUGAUCUCCUUUUUCUUUCUCCAUAUUGGUAUUGUUUUUGAAUGGUCUAGCUAAAAGGAAUUAUUAUUAUUGAAUAAAAAAGAAGAAAGAAAGAUAGAAUAAAAAAAAUGUGUAUAUACCUCUGAGGAUGCAAAACCUACCUUCAGAUAAACUUGAAAUUUUCAGAAGCUUUUCAAAUUUGGAUUCUGAAAUGAAGCAGGUCCUUUGAGACCUAAUGAAGUGAUCAGGCAAUGUUUUAAUUCAAUUUUGGCGCUUAAAUAGGCGAAUGACGUCAUAUCUGACAUCACCGCCUAUCCGCGCAUGCUCCGAACGAGUAAAACCACCAAUUGUUAUAUGCGCAUUUGCGCAAAAGGAACUUCAGGACACCGGAAAGGCAUGGAGAUAUUAAUAUUAAUAAAAGACAGAACCAUGAAUGAAAAGAGGUAUCUAGAAAAACUGUUUAGGCAGGAGGGGGAACCCACAUAUAUAAGUAUACCAAAUACAGUAUAUAUGAAAAAAGUAUUUAUGUGUAUACAUACAUGUGGGCUGUCAAUAUGGAGAAAUAUACUGAUCCAUCCAGGAUAAAGUCUUCUCGCCACUUCCUGCUACCUCUUGGUCACUGCAGGGAAUAAGAGUUAUUGCCAAUUUUUUCUCUUGCUACCCCUAGGGUCACUGCAAGUAAACCCCCGGUCACUAAGGGGGUAUCUUCAGGGGGACACCUUUGCACAGGGCCGGAUACUGAAGCUUCCAAAGGAAGAGAGGCUGAACUCCUUUGAGGGCAGAAGGUAAAAACUCUCAAGGAAAGCCAUAAAAAAAAAAGUGAUUAUAGUACUGAAAUAGACUGAUUUGGUCCUAUAGGGAUAGGACAGGAACAAAAAGACUGAGGGAGGAGGAGGUAGGAGGGGGUAUUUGUACCUUUAUUUUAAUUAGUUCCUGUCUAAUUAGGGAUAGGGGAGGAGCUACCCAUUUUUGUGCUGCCAUGGAUAUGGCCAGGAAACACACAUUACACACCGCUGUGUAUUAUAUUAUUAUACACUGACAGCCAAUACAAUACAUUAUAUAUUAUACACACAUUAUUACACACUGCUGUGUAUUAUAUUAUUAUACACUGACAGCCAAUACAAUACAUUAUAUAUUAUACAAGAAUUACAACACUUCUAUCUAUCUAUCUAUCUAUCUAUCUAUCUAUCUAUCUAUCUAUCUAUCUAUCUAUCUAUCCAGUAUCUAUCUAUCUAUCUAUCUAUCUAUCUAUCUAUCUAUCCAGUAUCUAUCUAUCUAUCUAGAUAUCUAUCUAAUCUAAUCUCUCUCUGUGUUUAUCUAUCUAGUAUCUAUCUAUAUGUCUAUCUAUCUAUCUAUCUAUCUAUCUAUCUAUCUAUCUAUCUAUCUGUCUGUCUGUCUAUCUAUCUAUCUACUUUGUUCCUUGGCAUCUAUCUCUUUGCCUCUAUUUAGGGAGAAUGGUUACAGUUCACCUAACAGGACAUUGCCUCUCCUACACCUUCUUUAAGAAUAGUUCUCUGUUAAUUUUCUUUUAUUAGGUAGGACACGUUUCAUUUUCCCUGGUUUAAUUGUUUCGUGCAGAUUUGGGUGGGUGGGUGGGUGGGGGACUCCAUCUUGUGAGUCACUCCUAACCCCCUUACUCCUUGUCUCCUCAAACAGGGUGACCUGCCCCCUACCCAUAAUGCACUACUGUCUGAGACCAGGUAAUAUCUGGAGUUUUAAUGACAAUGCUCAGAAUAUUCCAUAAACUCAGCAGGUGUAUGUAGUUCAGUAAUUGGCAGUAGUUUCAUUCAUUAAUAGUCAUGAAUAAAACAGUUUCUUGAGCUGCGUACUCCACUCACGUUUAUAACUGAAUGGAACUAGGUGUAAACAUAACAAAUGCUCUCCCGAAGAGACGUCGGACGAGGCAGGGAACAGCAUAAUGUUAUGAUUACCAGAAAGACAGAAACAUCCUACAAUUGAGAGGGCAUAGCAUGUUCUGAUACAUGAAGUGUACGUAUUAAAGGAUCAUAUCAUCUUACCUUGCUUGUAUUGUGUAGGAUUUCUAACCUUGAUUGAAUAAUAUUGUCUGCCAACACUGUGAUUUAAUUAUUGGCUUUUGAAAAAAUUAUUUAUAGAGCGUCCAAAGACUUCAAACUCUCCUAAAAGUGCCGUUGUUCUUUCUCGCCUUGACUACUGCAAUCCCCUUCUCAGUGGUUUUACGUGUUCCCAGAUUGCACCGCUGCACUCUAUUAUGAAUGCGGAGGCGAGGCUCAUUUUCCUGUCCGCCUGCACCUCCCACGCCUCCCCCUUCUGUCAGUCCCUACAAUGGCUUCCAGUUAGAUAUAGGGCUCAAUUUAAGAUUCUGGUGCUUGCUUACAAGUCCCCAAAAACAUAGAAGACCCCCAUAAAACAUACAUUUCCUGAUAGCUCCAUUCUGGGGAAACAACAUACUUAAAAAUCACCCAGAUCGGUUCAGGGGUUCAGAAGUUAGCUGGAUGUCACAUUUCUGCCCAGCCGCCUACUACCGCCCAGAAUAGUUCCAUAAGUUCAGCUGGGUCAGCCGGUCUAUUUCAGGGGUAGGGAAACACAUUAAAAUAACGAAAGGACCGUUCGUGUCUAUGAUUCUCCAGUGUCUCUUGUUUGUCUGCUUUAAUAUACCGAACGCCGCUGCGUUCGUAUGAAAAAGAAAGGAAUCACUGGAAGUCUCAGCUGUGUUCAUUCAAGCAAGUGCCUGAAAACAGUUCCAUGCGCUCGACGACAAAACACAGCUGGCCGUUCGACAGUUUAAGAUGGCUGCCGCCACGUGUUCGUGUGUACGAACGAUGACCUCCCAGCCGUUCGUCAAUUAAGCUGCGGUUAACCACAGCUUCUGGGAGGUUAAUAGGCUGCACACUCCACUUGCAGGUGGUCCGGCUGUUCGUCAGUUUGUUCAGUAAACGAACACCAUAAGCCUAAUCCGUUCGACAAGCCCCAUAUACUGCCCCAUAGCAGGGAAAAAGGCACUGGCCCAAAAACCAGUGGUGAGGUCAUUUUCACCACAACGAUUGGUAUAUGCAUGGUGCACCAUUGGUAUAUGCAUGGCUCACAACUGGUAUAUGCAUGGGGAACGAUUGUUAUAUGGUAUAUGCAUGGGGAACGAUUGUUAUAUGCAUGGGGCACAAUUGGUACAUGCAUGGUACAUGAUUGGUAUAGCUUCCUAUUGAGGUUAUAGCUGGUGACAGAGCCAAGGACUCUAAUAAUAUACAAAUAAACCAAGAAAAGAAAUACAGAGAACACUGAGAAUGAACAAUAAGAAUAUUAGUAACUUGCCUUAUGGUCGGUUACCACUGAUGAUAUGGUAUUAAUCAGAUUGAUAUCUUUUGGGUGAUAUGGUGUUAAUCAGGUCGAUAUCCUGUGGGUGAUAUAGUACUAAUCAGUUUAAUAUCCCGUGGUCGAUAUGGUAUUAAUCGGGUCGAUAUCCUGCAGGUGAUAUGAUAUUAAUUAGGUUGAUAUUCCGUGGGUGAUAUUGUUUUAAUUGGGUUGAUAUCCUGUGGGUGAUAUCGUACUAAUCAGUUUGAUAUCUUGUGGGUGAUAUCGUAUUAAUCAAUUGAUAUUCCGUGGGUGAUAUCGUACUAAUCAAUUGAUAUUCCGUGGGUGAUAUUGUUUUAAUCGGGUUGAUAUCCUGUGGGUGAUAUCGUGUUAAUCAAUUGAUAUUCCGUGGGUGAUAUCGUAUUGAUCAAUUGAUAUUCCGUGGGUGAUAUCGUACUAAUCAAUUGAUAUUCCGUGGGUGAUAUCGUAUUAAUCAAUGUAUAUUCCGUGGGUGAUAUCGUAUUAAUCAAUUGAUAUUCCGUGGGUGAUAUUGUUUUAAUCGGGUUGAUAUCCUGUGGGUGAUAUCGUGCUAAUCAAUUGAUAUUCCGUGGGUGAUAUCGUAUUGAUCAAUUGAUAUUCCGUGGGUGAUAUCGUACUAAUCAGUUUGAUAUCUUGUGGGUGAUAUGAUGAUUUUUGGUUUUCUCUCUGCAGGCAGACUGGACUUGGUUUCUGUUCCUUUAUGACGCGUCUGGGAAGCUCUUUGGCGCCUCUGGUGAUCCUGCUGGAAGAUGUUUGGGUAUUUUUGCCCCACAUUAUAUUUAGCUGUAUGUCUCUAAUCUCUGGGGCUGCGGCAUUCUUACUGAACGAGACUUCACAAGUCCAGUUGCCCGAGACGAUUCAGGAUAUAGAAAUGGACAGGUUAGUUAUGCCAUUUAAUAACUCUGGAAUUACCUUACCAAUUUCCUGAAAACUAAAUAUUUUCUCUUGUAAAUAUUAACUUAAUGUUCCAAGUUGCCAUUCGCUCUGUUAACCCCUUAAGGACAGUGGGCGUUCUACGCCGUCCUUUUUUAGGCGGUCCUAAACGCCAGCGGGCGGCAUACCUGCCAUCCUUCAUCCUUGCAGAUCAGGAACCCCCGGAGUCCUCGCGAUCACAUGGCUGAAAUAACCGGCUUUUGCAGUGCCUGCAGGGAGACUGUCAGAACUAUCAGGCAGUCCCCCUCGUGCCUGUACAAAAAAAAAAAAGUUAAAUAAAGUUAUAAAACUGUUUUUAAAUUAAAUAAAAAGUACUUGGAUCAUACAUAUAUGAUAUAAGUACUUUUAUAUACACAUACACACAUAAUUAAUAAAAGUGUAUUUUAAUAUUAAUAUAUAAUUAUAUAUAUUAAUAUUAAAAUGACGUUUUAUAUAUAUAAAAUAAAAAUAAUCAAUAAAUAAAUUGAAUUUUUUUUACAAAAUUUAUUUAAAAAAAUAAAAAAUUAUAUACCUGUUUAAAUUCGUUCUAACUCUAUUUUGAUAUUAAUAUAUACAUAUGUUCAAAUCAAAAUACAUUUAGAAUGACGUUAUAAAAACAUAUAUGUAUCUGGAAGUUUUUGUGUUUAAUUUUGGAGUGCUUUAAUGAUAUAAGGUUUUUUCGGUUUUUUUCUCUACUUAGAGUUGGUAUGAAUUGAUUUUGCUGCUAACACACUCAAUGUGUUGGACCCCAGACACACAGAGCAAGAUCAAAAGGAAAUAUAUCAGUGAGUGGAGCAGUAUAAUACAAUGAACGUUUAGGUGAUAAACCCAAACCUGACAAAGAUAUAUUAUAAAUAAAAAUAAAAAUUGUUAUAGUAAUACUCAAUGGUCAGUAGAUGGCCCCAGAUCAGCUCACAACACAUAUGGAGAAAAAAAUAAAUAAUAGUGCCGACUGCUUUCAAUAAGCACUAGUAUUGACAAGAUUUGUAAAUAUAACCAGAUUCCCACUAAAUUACCUAAGAUAAUUAGGUUAAGGAUAUCAAAUAAUAGUUAAAUAUUGAGAAGGCUCAGUUAUAACAAUAAAGGGCAAAUAAAUGUAUUAAAAGAAGUCCUCAUGGAUAAAAGAAGAAAAAGAUAAACAAACUGUCUCUUACAAAAGAGCAUGGUGAGUAGGCUCGCAAUACGCCAUUACUCACUGCCAAGCUAAGUCAAGGUACAUCCGGUGGUAGCUCUGGAGACCCUGGCUGUAGAUGGUUGAGAUGUCUAGGGAUUUUCCUGUAGCUCAAUCAGCGUAAGCUUGCUUCUCAGCUCCUGCAGUCUCUGCCCUCACCUCUGACGUCAACGCGUUUCUCCAGUUUGACUGGCUUCCUCAGGACAUGAUGCUGUCCACGCCAUCUUCAAGUAGGGUAUUUGAUGGCAAAAUCCUUGUUGCUGAUUGGUGCAGAAAGUAAGUCUUAUUUGCAUGUUUGUACAAGAUCUCGUUUGAUCUUGCGUGGCAUUAGAGUCAUCAUUUGUGAAAGUCUUUGUGUGUCACAAUAUUAAUCAACAUUUAAAAUGGACAUUUAGGCAAAUAAUGCAAAUUUAAAAAACAAAGCAUACACAUGUGAAUUUAAAUACCUAUUGCAAAAGGAGAGAAAAAUAGUGUGCAUUAUGAUCUUUAAAACGGAAUGAGUUGAUUGUAACAGAUAUUUAUUCAAACAUGUAUCAUAUUAAAAUGAAAUGGUGCUUAUUUGGAGAUUAAACUUGUGCUUUUGUCAGGAAAAAUAGGUGUUAUAGAAAGAGUGCAGAAUCACCCGGUUGAGGUGCCAGGCGGUCCGUCACAGAGACAAAAUGCCCAGAUUCCCACUUCCCGAUCCUCUGAACCUCGUGUGCUGGUAUGCCCAUCCUAGAAGCCUCCAUGGCAGUGCCAAUCUGAAUGAAAUGCCCACAAUAUUCCUUGUUGUCAAUCCCCAGGACCACCAGCCCUGAGCGAAGGACACAGGGAAAUUGGAAAUGAGAAAGAAAGCUCCCAUCCGCAUAAUCUAAAAGAGGAAUACUGGGCGCAGCUCAGUACUCGAGUGUCGAAUUUUAAAUGAGAUAUGAUCUGCAGAGCACUGAACAUCGGCAAACAACACCCCACCACUGCAUCGCCUUCAAUGGAUCACCAAUUUCCCAAUGAGCAUGACCCCAAAGAAUGCCAGGGAAUAGGCCAAAGCAAAUAGACGGGCCUCAAAACUGAGUAACAGACCAGAGGGGGCACCCCACACAAUAUUGUCAGGAGCACAGCGUAGAUCGACCUUCCGCGUCUGCGGAAGCAACACACCACCCCAAGCCUUUUAGCGCCUGGCACACUACGAAUGCCUUGGCAGAAUCUUCCCACCCAUGUAGCUGGAACAGGAAGCUAAGACCCGCAAAAUGUGAGGAGAUUGCAAAGGGGGACGUACCCCCGGACUCCCGGCGACCCAAGAGCCGCAAAAGCCAUGAGAGGCGGGCAGUCAAGUCACCAAAAACACACGGAGAAUGCUCCCACCUGUCCAUUUGCACCACACUUUACUGUAUUGGGUACACAAGGCCCGGGAGACUGACCCACGGACCAAAUCCCUCAAUCUGCCAGACCAAGUGACCACAUCUCCACCGGGCAUGGAGGCCCUUCCAGAUCCGCCCGCAGGGAGACCGCCCAAAAAUCCCGACCAUUGCGAAUGAGAGAGAGUAUCUGCUAUUACAAUGUGAACGCCAGGCAUAUGCUCUGCCCUACAAGACACAUUAAGCCAACUGCUGGAGGGGAGGAGGCUGUCAGAUGAUUGACAGCUUGUACCAGACCCAGAUUGUUGCAGUGAAAAACAAACCAUUCCGCCAUCGCGCUCCGGCUGUCUUGGCUGCGCCGGUUGUCUCCUUGCGCCUCCAGCCUGCUGUCCAUUGCCGAGGGGCGAGCUGGAGACUUUGGGGGGAGCAGGCCGCAUGUCGGGAGGGGCAAACACGGCCACGUGGGCCUGGUGGUGCCUCAGGCCAGAGCUCCGGCUUUGAUAACGGGGCCGAGGUGCUGCAUCCUGAUUCAGGCAAGCAAGUGGGCGGGAAUUCCGGCCCGUGCUCGUGCGGCCUACAUGGGCUGCAGCCACAUGGGAGGCCCCAGCAGAUGCCUGGCCAUGAGGGAUGACCACACUGGCAGCCAAACCAGGCUGGAGGUGAGCAAAUUGCCCAUGGAGGUGCUUGCAUCCACAUCCAUCCUCAAGCAGAACAUUUCCAAAGACCCAGGACAAACAGGAGCAACAGAGUCAGGGUAAGUUGUUUGCUGGCCCAUCUCCCAAGUGGCACUGAGGUAAGAUCAUCCAUACACCACUCCCAAACACAUAACCACUCCCAUAUACACAUACAGCCAAUCACAAGCAUCUAUCUCCACACUCAUACAUGUGCCCUUGUCCGCUUAGCUGUGCUAUCUCCCCAGGGCCUUGUUUUAAACACCAUGAUUCCUAAUGGUCUCAAUAAUGAUUUUAAAAUCUGAAAUUUUUUAAACAUAAUUUUAAUUCUAUUCUAUUUUAUUACUAUUUUUUUAUUUAACAUAGUGUCCUCUGUUUACUUUUAACAGAUGUCCACCCCUAUUUUUUAUAUAUUUUAUGCACUCUUGAUUGUAUGAACAUGUAAAAAUCUGCACUCUUUCUAUAACACCUAUUUUUCCUGACAAAAGCACAAGUUUAAUCUCCAAAUAAGCACCAUUUCAUUUUAAUAUGAUACAUGUUUGAAUAAAUAUCUGUUACAAUCAACUCAUUCCGUUUUAAAGAUCAUAAUGCACACUAUUUUUCUCUCCUUUUGCAAUAGGUAUUUAAAUUCACAUGUGUAUGCUUUGUUUUUUAAAUUUGCAUUAUUUGCCUAAAUGUCCAUUUUAAAUGUUGAUUAAUAUUGUGACACACAAAGACUUUCACAAAUGAUGACUCUAAUGCCACGCAAGAUCAAACGAGAUCUUGUACAAACAUGCAAAUAAGACUUACUUUCUGCACCAAUCAGCAACAAGGAUUUUGCCAUCAAAUACCCUACUUGAAGAUGGCGUGGACAGCAUCAUGUCCUGAGGAAGCCAGUCAAACUGGAGAAACGCGUUGACGUCAGAGGUGAGGGCAGAGACUGCAGGAGCUGAGAAGCAAGCUUACGCUGAUUGAGCUACAGGAAAAUCCCUAGACAUCUCAACCAUCUACAGCCAGGGUCUCCAGAGCUACCACCGGAUGUACCUUGACUUAGCUUGGCAGUGAGUAAUGGCGUAUUGCGAGCCUACUCACCAUGCUCUUUUGUAAGAGACAGUUUGUUUAUCUUUUUCUUCUUUUAUCCACGAGGACUUCUUUUAAUACAUUUAUUUGCCCUUUAUUGUUAUAACUGAGCCUUCUCAAUAUUUAACUAUUAUUUGAUAUCCUUAACCUAAUUAUCUUAGGUAAUUUAGUGGGAAUCUGGUUAUAUUUACAAAUCUUGUCAAUACUAGUGCUUAUUGAAAGCAGUAGGCACUAUUAUUUAUUUUUUUCUCCAUAUGUGUUGUGAGCUGAUCUGGGGCCAUCUACUGACCAUUGAGUAUUACUAUAACAAUUUUUAUUUUUAUUUAUAAUAUAUCUUUGUCAGGUUUGGGUUUAUCACCUAAACGUUCAUUGUAUCAUAUUGCUCCACUCACUGAUAUAUUUCCUUUACAUAAAUUAAUAAAAAUUUAUUUUCUCACCCCUCCUAGGUGGUAUGUUUAUUCCUCAUUCUCGGGUCCUCUACCAGAUGCCUGGGAGUUUGAGGGUUCUGCGCAGUAUCUUAGCUGUUCCGAGAACUGUAUCUUCUGGACAGCGAUCUCAGAUGUCCCACCUGGAAUCUGUUAAAGCCACUGCUCCCAACUUGGGAGUCAGCCACGAGUGCUCCUAUCACAACUGGGACUACUACUGGCUUUACUUUCCACAUCCUUUCUAUGUCUUCUUUUAGUCCUUCGUAUUUGUCCUCCUUCUCAUGUUCCUUCUUCCUGAUGUUAUAGUCACUGGGUAUUGCCACAUCCACCACGACUGCAUUCUUUCGUUCCUUGUUUACCACCACAAUAUCUGGUUGGUUUGCCAGCACUUGCUUGUCUGUCUGGAUCCACGGGAUCUUAGCCCUGUCAUUCUCAACUACCCUUUGUGGUAUCUCCCAUCUGGACUUAGGCAGGUCCAGUCCAUAUUCUGUGCAGAUAUUUCGGUACACAAUACUAGCAACUUGGUUGUGUGUCUCCGUGUAUUCUGCUCCUGCUAACAUCUUGCAUCUGGCUACUAGGUGAUGGACUGUCUCAGAGGCCUCUUUGCACAGUCUGCAGCUUGGGUCUUGCCUGGUGUGGUAGACUCCAGCUUCUAUUGAUCUGGUGCUGAGUAUAUAUAUAGAAGGCUUGGCCUGUAAUUGUGGGAGGUACAUUAUUCCCUAUAUAAAGCGCAGUAAGCCCAGCUUACCUGUCAUCGACGUUUGAUCUACUUCCGGUUCAUGUGAUCCGGACGCGGCAGUGGCUGACAGCGAGAAAGUUACUCCAAAUCAAGUUCCGGCCGUUAUCGGGUGCCUAACCGCUCCACAAGGCUGUCUCCCCGGGUAAACAGUGAGUUGUCUCACGGGCGCAUCCAACGCCACUUGUACCACUAAAUAGGGAACCCCUUUGUCCCUCAGGCUCCCCGGCAACGAGCUAUAUACAAAUGGGCCCCCCCACAUACUCACAGGGUGCAUGGCGUAUAAAGGGUCCCCUUUGAUACUUGCCGCAUACUGGCUUCAUGGUACCGAUCAAACGCUUCAAUACACAAACCCCUAUACUUACGUGUGGGACUUGUUCAUGGUCAUCUUCCUAUUCUGGGCAGCAGUCGGCUAAUUCAUUCUUAGCACUGCUUUUCCCCGCAUAAAGGUUGGUUUUAACUUUUAGUAUGCCAAUUAGUCAGUAUGUAUGGCUAAAUGUCGCCACCUUGUGGCUUUAUUCAAUAUUGAUUGGUAACAUUCAUUAAAUGUACGGCUAACUUUCAUUUACUUUGCAAUUGUACUUUCAAUGCUCUGUUAGUUAAUUACAUACUUAUUCAGCAUUAGGAAUAUAAAUAUUCUGUUUAUAAAGUCUGCUAAUGCAUAAUCCUCCGUUUACCUUACACAUGCUGCCACAAUUCGUGCUAUUAAGCAUUUUGUGUUAAACAUUCGCCUACUCAGGGGAUUAUUAGGUGUCCAUUCACAUAAAUUCGGUUAAUUAACUCUUUUGUUACAUUUAUACAUUUCAUAACAGCAUUUCGGUUGUUUACACAAAACAUGGUACAAAGCUCCAUUCAUGCUAACUGGCAUUUUCGUGGGGUAUAGACAGUCGUUGGUUCAAGCUGGCAUUUAACUCAAAUAUUGCAGUAAUAAUUAAUCUCAGUUAAAUUAAGAUUCACAUGCUGUCAUUUUCAUUUUACUACGAUGGUUCCAUUUAGUUAAAACACAUAUAUUGUCAAUUAUAUGCUGAGUAGCCUGGUUGAUUUUGGCUUUGUCACCACCUUGUGGUUUGACAAGCUUGAGUGGCUAAAUUCAGUUAAUAGGCUUAUUAUAUGUGUGUGUAUAUAUAUAUUUAUAUGUAGGUUCUUUACUCUGUACCUUCAUUUGGGGUACUUUAAGUGUCAGUAAUUAACUACGAACAGUUAUUCACGGUCUCGUGCAUUUCUUGUUGCGAACUACACUGUUCAAUAUUGUUUAAAUGACAUUGCUUUAUAUGUUGUUUCUCCCCUCUGUUAUUUAUGACACAGCGUACAAACGGACCUUUUGGUUAAACGCAACUACUACAUUGUUAGAGUUUCUGCCUAUCACUCGCCAAAUCUUCUUAAUUAUUUUCCAGUUAGUAUAUAACCUUUUUGUUGGAGGGGCAAAUUUUCUACAGAUGCUCCCAGGGAUCAGGUUGUAAUCGAAUUUGUGACAUAUUUUAGGUUCAAGUAAGGAUUAUUCUAUCUACUUCUGUACACGUCAUACAAGCCAAUCAUCAGGUACGUUAACUGUUUAAACGCAAGCAGGGUCACAAGUAGGUUUGAGCUCUCGCCAAAUUAGGGAUCGUCCCAUAGGCCUCUUCGCCUAUAAGUCAAGUGGUCCCGCAAGGCAUACUGUCAGCCCUUCCUUUCAGAGGUUUGUGCCCAAUUGUCCCAAUACAUAGUUAUAGCCUUGCAUCAAGUCAUAGUUAGGGACUCACCCGUUAUGGCCAAUCAUUUUACAUUCUUUUACGUAUCACCGAGAGGCCAACACCCUGCCACCCACCUCAGUGGCACAAAGGCCCCACAAGCCAAAUCAUAGGUAGUGCCUCUGAUAGCCACUUGGCAAGUAGUCAGGGCUUCACCUGUCACCAACAUAAGCUAGUUAAUACAAUUUCACCAGUAGGCACUAUCCUAGUAAGCUGGGUCACUACUGUUGUAUACGGUAACAUACUAACCUUGUCCAUCUGCCUCACUUCCGUAGCAUGUCUAACGCUUCUACACAAGAAGAUGAUCUGUCGGUUGCCAGCACCCCACUCAGAUCAGGCUCGCAGAACAAGCGCAAUCCAUGCAUGAGACAAAGCUCCGUAUUCAGGGUCAGCAGGAAUCUGGUUUUAAUGUGGGCUACCUGCCCAGUAUUUAUGCAGGUCUCCCACCUGGUGGACACUCCCCGUGGGGACCAAAUGGGAGACUGUGACAAGGAUAUUACAAUGACCAAUCUGAGUGUUACACUCACUUGGAGUAUAAAAUCCAUUAUAGCAGAGUUUAUAAGAUUAAAUUACAUGCUUGCAAAUAUCAUUAAUAGGUUAACAUACCCUUCUGAACAUGUCAUCAUGUCAGCCUCUCUGUCAUUUUAAGAUGGAGCAGCGUCUGUCUCCAAGUCUCUCCUCUGUGUCUUAACAUUUAAAAGUACACCUAUUUAUACCUUAGGUGUCGUCAUUUUAGGUUACUGUAGUUCAAAUAUGAAAAAGUAACGCUUCUUUUACUUUAUUCAAUUUAGGACCUCCCUUAACUUGGCAAACAUACAAGGCCAUAACUAAAGGGUGUAUACGUCAUGGAAAUUUUCCUGACUUAGUUCAAGAUGGCAUCUUAAAGUCUGAAUAGGUUAUCUGUUGUUUAUACUAAGUCGUAAGUGUACAGUCGUGGGAGAUUCCCGGAUUUGGGGAAGUUCCAUUAACUUGGGGUUACCACAGUAUAUUGUGUACUGCAAGAGUCGUAGCAUAGCCUUGAAGCUUGUUUAUGCAUUAUUGUUAUUGUAAUUCGUCUGGGACAAAAUGGCGCAAACAUAUUAUGCACUGAGGUUAUUGCUUAAAGAAACAUCUAUGAGAAACAAUAUGUUCCAUUUCUUACACCUUGUCAGUUUGCAAUAUCUCUUAAAGACAAAGUACACAGUUUAAGAAAUACAACAUUUCAUUCUAAAACUUGUAAUAUUUGCAUUUGCCCGUAACACCCUCUCCAUUAAACUGUGGGCAUUGUAGCGUAUUUCUUCCUUAAAUUAGUAAACCAAAGUUCUCCAACUGUCUUUAGAUUUUUUAUGCUCCCAGCAUCUUAGAUCAUUGUUGUAACAGUAAAAUAUCCGUACUGUGAUAUUUGCCUGUAAAGGUGGUUGAUUAAAAUGAGCAAAGCUUUUGUCUAGGAAAGAAUUGAAAAGAACACCAGGUUCCAGAGUAAGAUAUUCUUGGAUGGAUCUGGAUACGAAUUGUAAUCCAAAGUGAAAAAUAGUAAUUGUAUUUGUAAUCCAAAGUCUUUAAAGGCCUGUAGAAGUUUACAUUCCUUAGAUACAUUCCUGGAGGUUGUGUUUGUAGAAUACCCGGGUAUUUGUUGUAGAGUAUAGGUUGUAGAGUCCAGCUUUCCAAAUAUUUGGCUAGAAUUGGUUGCGGAUAUUGAAUCAGCAUCAUCUGUUAUCACUGUGGUGAUGGCGUUGUUAUUUGUCUUUGCUUGUUUGCUUUUUCCAUGAAACAUUUUUACACAGUUUAUGAUGUGUAGAGAUUGGAUACUCUCCGAUAUUCUUUUACGGAAUAAAUUAAUUGACAGCAUUUCCAAGACAUUGUCUUAAGUGACAUGGAUCCCAUUACAGUAAAUGUUAUGUUGAUACAGCAAUCGAAGUGGAUUCUCAGGAACGCCUCUUUUUGCUGUAUUGGAAUCUUUGUAACAUCUCAGUGAUAGACAUCUCACUGACAUCAGGUGCUGUUGUGCUAAAAAUGUUAACAGGUAAAAUCUGUGGAAGAAUCUUCACAUUUGUUAUACUUUGUAUAAUAAUGAUAGAUGAAAUAGUAACAUAGUUAAUCUUUCUAGUGUUUUGUAUUAAAGAUAAACACCCUUGUAUAUGAUUUAGAGAUAUAGGGAUAAUUUGAAGCAGAAAAGUAUUUACCACCUUUGUUCACAAUGGUAUGUAAAAUUACAUUCUCUUUAAAUGUUAAAAAUACUCCUUUAUGCAAAAUCUCUCAAUAUAUUUAGAAAUAUGACGUUAAUUAUCUUUCUUUUGACCUGUUAGGGAGAAGACAACUUAUUCCCUAGUUAUUAUUAGUAAAUAUUAUAACUACAGUUAUUAGUGGCUUAAAGGACCACUCUAGGCACCCAAAAAUUGUCUUAGAAAACCAUUUGUUUUUUUUACCAAGAUCUGACAGCCAUUGUGGAAAGUCAUGUUUGUGAGAUUGGAUGCUUAACAAUGAGAAUCUUAAUUGUUUAAGUAUAUUUUUCAGUGGCUGUUGGGUGUAGCUUAAGAUGAUUUGGAUUUUUAUUAUUAUUUCUAAAAGUGAGUUAAGAAAGCACUCAGAUACAAUAUUGAAGGUAUUUAUAUUUUAACUCUACCUUUGUAUAGGUGGUUUUAUGUACCUUUAACCAUUACAAACCAAAUAACAUUUUCUUUGUAUUUGAAAAACUGAUAAAAUAUUUGAUUACGUGUAUUUUAAUAUAUAUACAUACAUAGAGUGGUAUGGAUGUUGAAUUUAUAUUUUUGACAUCUUUUCACCAGUUUGCAAUAGGUGACCUAAAUGAUCAAUUUCCAAAAUCAUCAUGUGUAUCACCUGGACGGGUUAAUCCAUAAUACUCUUUUACUUUCCAUUGACUGGCCUUGGCUCUGGCAGACUGAAUAUUUUUAUCAUUAUAAAUAAACUUUAUGAUAGUUGAAGUAAAGUUUCUGCCUGUCUUUCAGUUAAAUUUUAACUGUUGAAGUAUUUCACUUAUAUUAAUUAUACCACUCUGCAAACUUAAACGAAUAUCGAGUAGUUUCUGAUUUAAUAAAAACAUUUCACAUUUUCUUUUAAGGUUAAAACAUUCAUUAUUGCAGUUGUUAUUGCAAUCAUAUGAUCUUUAACUAUCAUGAUUCAAUUAUUCAUCUUGGUAAUUAGCUGUUAUGCUCUUAUACGUAUGUUUAAUAUAUUUGUUUGUAGGCCAGACUGCAGCUGCAUAUGGCAUUUUAGCAAUAAUCUUCAAUUGCGUUCCAGAUAUUCACAAAGUCUAUCCACCUUUGUAAUUAACACAUUAUGUGUUUCUUAUACCAUUAAUUAUAGUAUCUGUAUUAUAUUACACAUUGUCACUGACACAUUUCUGAUACAGGGAAAAAAUAGCAUGAUUGCUUUAGUAAUUAUAAUUUUCGGUCCAUGCACCACAUUCCUGGAAGUCCAGAAUAUAGCAAGAAUCCUUUGUCGUUUGAUUCUAUGGAGCCAUUUAACGUUUUGAUUGGUAUAGUUAUACCAAAAGAGCAAGGAGUACAUUGGUAGAUCACAUCUGCAACAGAACCAUUACAGAUUCCUUGUUGUAUCAAUGUCUCUGUGUUUAUGUUUACAGGAGGUCCUUGCUUUGUAGGCAUGUACAUAAUAUGUAGAGUUUAAGAAAAGCUGCAAAUCGUGCUUUAGUACAAGUGUCCCAUGAUGUCAGGUUUCUGAAAGAUUUUGCUGGCCUUUUAUAUUCCAUUCUCUUGGCAGGGCAUCUGCUCUUAGUAGGCCGGUCUUGUUAUUAUUUAUUAAUUGCAUCAAGGUUUCUUUCGUUAAUUGAUGUUUCUACCAAAUUCAAAUUCAUAUGCCACCAAAUGUCAUUGUAAAGUUCAUUGUUACAGAAUAUUGUUCCAGGAUGGUUUUUCUCUCCAGUAGGAAAUCUAUAUUCCUCUUCUUCUCCUUCCUAUUAACCCCUUUUUCUGAGUUGUAGGUAACAAUCUGUGUCUUGUACUGUGAGGUGCUUUGAUAGUCAAUCUGGUUUUCUCAGUACCAUGUUCCAUCUUGAAAAACAGCUGGGUGUUGACAGUUAUCAGCCUUUAUUUAUUUUUCCGGUCAUCUUCUGUCUGGAUAAUAGCAAUGUCCAGAAUUAACAUAGCACUUCUUUUCAGCAUAAGAAGGCUGUUUGCGGUAGUCAUUCAAUGAUAAACUAUAUGGCAAAGUCUUUUCUUGCAUCACCUUCAUAGGUGCAUCCAAAGUCUUUCACAAGCAUCUGUCCCGUCUUUUUCUGUUUCCAGCAUGCUUUGCCAAUCACAUCUUUCUCAUGUAUAAUCAGUUUUUGGAAUGAUCUCAAUAGGUUCCUUGUGAAAUACCAGUGUAGGUCACAUUAGCAAUCAUUUCACUGUGAGCUGUGUCUCUCCUUUUGAGAUUGUUCUUGGAGGUAGUCCUCACGAUCACAGAACUUGUAUAGUGUGCAGUCCAAUUCAGUUCAGGUGCUUCCUGCUUGUUAACAUAAUCCCAAUGCAGCUUUAAAACGACAGCUAGGGUUGAUGUUAUGAUAAUGCUGCAGAUUGUAAGAAGGAGACUCCAAUUUUCUAGCAUCCUUUUGCUUCCAUCUUUGCAUUUCUUUCUUACCGUAUAAGAUAAUUCAGGUACAGUCUGUUUUCUCCAGAGUCUUUCUUAUAAUGAUGUUGAUGAUUCAUUUUUCAUACAUUCCAUGUUAACUGUGAAUGUAUCACGUCUGUCUGUUCAUCCUUCUCCUUCACAUUUGCAGGUUCAGAUGUCAGCUCAUGAUUUAGUCUGUUACGUGGCUAUGAUUCUGGUGCCUUUUCUGUCGUCCUCUGUUUGUUUUAUCUUGUCAUCUUUAACAGCAUCCAUUGUGUCAGUCAGUGGUUCUGUGAACGUCCUGUUAGUAUUUAGCAGGUUGUAAAAUAUCAAACUUACUGUUCUCUGUUGGCUCUGAUUGUUCUCUGUAGUAAAAGUUCUCGGAGUCACCCUCUCCAGGACAAACUGGCCAACAGUAGGAAAAAGUCGGUGGUGCAAGGCGUGGUGGGCUGGAAAAAAAAAUUCCCUAAAUUUCUCUAAUAGAACCAAUGGUUCUAAGCUCUCCCUGGUGCAGAAAUAUAAUUGUCAGUGAAAAAACAUGUAACAUUUCAUAUGGUGUCUCACCAUUUGUAUCAUCGGGUAUGUUGUGAAUGCUUAUCUGUACCAUAGGAAUAAAUAGAUACCACUGUGUGGGGCAAGCAGCUAGUAACUUGGUUAAUAAUCAUUUAACCUCAGCAUUCUCCCAGACCACAACCCCACUUCUUUGGGGGUGGUUGGGGCACUGAAAUCCCAAAGUAACCCAAAUGUGGUUGCCCAGUUUUAGGUUUCCUUUGCAGUAACUGCAGGACCACCAUCCAAAUGGAUGGUCCUGGGAUUAUUAAAUGCAUACUAAGGAAGUGAGACUAGAAAACGUGGUAUCAGAGGUUGCACUUCGCACAGGAUAUAUCCAAGUAAACCUGGUACAUGCAUCAACACAUACAAAAACAUAUUUAUAACCAUGAGAUGUUGGCAAACUUCCAAUAUAUAGUAAUUCAAAAAGUAUGUUAGAUAUUAAUAUUUCAAUAAACAGUACAUCAGUAAUGUGGCAAUAAGCAACCGCUUAUGAUUACUAAACACAUGAGUUACAGUAUUUCCCAUAUUGGACCACCAAUAUUCCUUUUCAGGAGUCAGAAGUACAUUACCUCUCUCUAUGAGAGCUUGUCCUAGCCAUAAAAAAGCUUUUAGGGCAAGUCUAUCUUUCCUCUAUAGGAAGAACAACCAACAUAUUACCUUCAAUGGUUAUUAUGUAAUUAACCCCUCUAAACGAUAGGAGUAUUUAUGCGGAUACCAGGUGGAUAAGGUCUGGAUAUCCUUGCAAGCAUAAACUCUGCAUCAUGACUGAGAGAUAGGGUAUGCAAUGUGAUCCAAUGACCACAGAAAAGCGUUGGUAGACACAUUGCAUCAAAGUGCCUGUUAACGACAUGAGGAGAGGGCCCAUGCUUUGUUAUAAGCAUGUCCAUACACGUGUUACAAUGCCAGGCUUUCAAUUUGUUUCCACAAAGCAAAAUGCAGUUGUGGAUAUAAACUCAUGACGUAUCGUAAGCAAAACUGUUUGAACACCAGACUGAGACUUGAGAUCAGUGAACAGUGGACCAAAAUAGAUAAAUGAAAUCCUAUCAAUUAAUAUACUUUCAAUAUACUUUAUUCUCCGUAUUAACUAUGAAAUAUUAAAGUUAAAACAAUAACAUUUAAAAGCCAACUUUUAGUGUGGAUAGAAAUUACAAGGCCGUUCAUAAUGUGAGAUAAAGAACAGCUUUUUUUUUAAAUCCGACUAGUCUGUGAACACAAGAUGACCUUGUGCUGAAAACUCACUUGCAGGGGAAAACCAAAACCUUAUUUUUUUCUUUUUUCUUUAGUAAGUUAAUUAAUUAAACGUAGUUAGAACCUCCCUCAAAGUCCCGAUUACUUUGCAGGAACAUUUCGUCCUUAAAUACUGGGUAAGUCUAUUAAACAGUGACAUAGCAUUGUUAUCCUGUAUAUCAUGUUGUCACAGCUAUAAUGUGCAGUAUUACAAACUAUUCAUAAGUGUUGUGCCAACUGUUCAUUAAAAGCCAGUGGUCUAGCAAGCUAUAGAACACUUAUUUAUUUAUUCUUUAAAUCUCUGACCUCAAUCAGCAAAGCAAUAUUGUAAUGGUGUCCAUUGCAAUCUGCUGUCUAUACUUGCUGCUCUUAAAAAUUCUGAAUAUGUUCAGAGAUUUCUUGGGCAAUAAUAAAUCCCCAAAAAACAACAACUUUGCAUUUAUGCUAAACCUGCCUGUUGUAAACGUAUUCUGUAUAUUUCUUGACAUAAGUACUUGUACUUAACUCUGUUUAAUAAAGCUGUUUAUAUUGUGGUGUAAAAUAAAUAUAUAUUUUUUAUUAUUUAUUUUAACAUUGCUUAAAUUUUAAAGAUAUCUGCAUAUUUAAUUAAAUAUCCUUUAUAUGUCUUUAAGGCAUAAAAUAUCUGCAAAUUAAGAUUAUAUACAAAAAUGCAUGUUCUGGGUGUUCCUGUGAUUCCUUUUCUAUCAUUUAUUUAAGUCUGGAAUCUGAUUCCUUUUGGGAUGAGCACCCCUCUGAGCCCCCCAGUUUCAGAGGCUUCUUUGGAGGUGACCACUGAAAAGUAUAGAUUCUACAAAAUAGAUGUGAGGGGGCUUUGGACAGUAAUGUCACUUUAAUUAUACUUUUCAUAUAGCAGAUAUGUGAUAUGCAAUGUGAUUUAAUAUAUCAGAGUAUUAUCACUUUAAUUGACACUGCAUUUUUUUAUGCAUUAUUAUUCUUUUUUUUUUCUUAAAUUUUAAUGUCUGUUUAGAAUAUUGCAGGCUUUGCAAUAUCAAAUUAAUUUUGCAUUAUAUAUAUAUUCACAGUGCUCUUACAACAUAUUAUUAAAAUUAGCCUUUUUCAGAAUUGUAGAAUAUGUGGUGGAACUGAAUCCUCAUAUAUGAGAUUUAAAACAAUUUUUAUUUCUACGCUGUUCCCUAAUCUGUAUUUAUAUACAUAACUGCGGCAGCAUAUAGCUUUUAAAGAAGCAAUUAUUUCACCCUUCAUGUGUGGUUGACUGUGGACUUUUUAAAACCUAUUUUUUUUUUAUAAAUCCAGUUCUGGCUCUGAGAGAGCAGGCUGCUGAAUGCAUGUAAAUGCUCUUAUUGCUUAGUCUACAUACUUUUAUUUAUAAACAACAUUGAUAUAUUGAUAUAUAAACAACUUUGAUAUUUAAUCUUAUUUUAUGAAAACCUAGUUUAUGAAAUUCACUGAGAUUACAUGUGUCUGAUCUGAUUACAGUCAGUAGUACAAUAUAAUUGUUCUAAUUUCCUUACAGCUAGUACGGUGGGAUAGUACCAAUGAUUUAAGUAAGAUUUCCCUUUUAAAAUUGGUACACUUUACUGCCAUUGCAAUAGACUAAAGACUGUACCUGAGUAAGCAAAAUCAUUAUGUGCAGGAAUUGUGCACUUUAAAUAGUAGAAUACUUAUGCUAUUCUAGUGAAUUGUGCAGGCUGCUUAACACAUCAUUUAAUAUCUUUUGGUCACAUUUAAAGCUGUAAAUGUAUUUAACAUUUUAUUUAAAUAAGCCUUUAAUAAUUUCAGUUUAAAAGUUAUUAGAGAUCCUGUAUAGUUACAAUUUUAUUUUGCCCUGAUUUAUCUUACAUAUAUAUUAUUUUUAAUCAUUUUAUCAAUAUUUAUUUUCGCAGAGCAUUUAGAGAAGCAAAGGAUGUAUAACCACCUGUUGCCCUUUUUUAUAGGAGGGUAGUAUAAUUUCAACUCUGUUUAGGAAAAAAUAUGAGCUAGUUAGCAUAUGUUAUAUAAAAUAUAUACUGCAUUGAAUGUAUUUAACCCCUUAAGGACACAACUUCUGGAAUAAAAGGGAAUCAUGACGGAAUAUUUCCGUCAUGUGUCCUUAAGGGGUUAAAAGCCAUGUAUUUUUCUUUAUGGCUGUAUGUAAUAAUGUUGUUCAUAUUUUAGAAUUUAAAACAACGACUUCUCAAUUCCUUGGAAUGUUUACAUGUCUCUAUCUCCGCAACCUUGGCUGGAAAUUCCAGACUCCAAAAAUAGUUAUGCUGUUAUAAUUCCUGAUUUUCAAUCAACAGCUAGCCUAACUAACAAUAUGGAAAAUAUCACUGUUUUAUAAAACUUUUCUUAUAUAGUGGACAUUAGAAUCCAGAACGCAGUAAUGCAAUAAUUAAAAAUCCUGUCUGUCUGUUGCAUGAAUGUUUUCAUUAAGCCAUAAUGCAAUUUUCUUUGCAUUCUUGGAAUUAGACUUCAAAUUUCAUCGCUCUGUCUUAUCACUUUUCUUUUGACAACAUUUUGCAUUAAUCUUUUUCCUGCGCAUGCAUACUAAGCAGCUACAAAGAGAACAUAUCCCCCUGUCUACAAUCCACUGUCCUGGAACUAACGGGCCAUGCUAUGCUGGUGUAUUAGGCAUUUGUUCUAUUAUGAUAUUAGUUAUCUUUCUCUGAGUCUGGGCUACAAGUCCCUUCGUGGUCGCCAAUUGUAACCGCUGGUGUAUUAGGCAUAUCAGGGAGUUUACCAAAUAUGUAUAUUUGUUCUAUUAUGAUAUUAGUUAAGAUCCACAAUUUCAGCAUUGUAUGCUAAUUACGUUGUACCUGGCACCUGAACUCAAAGUGCCUUGUUCACAUUAAAAUCAUCUCUAAUGAUGAUCUCUCUCUGAGUCUGGGCUACAAAUAGGUCAUUAGAUUCUUGAUAUUUCAAGACUAGUGCCAUGACAAAGUAUUGUGUCUUCUCUUACGUAUAAGAGGUUACCUAGGUAUUUAUUAUAUAUUUAAAGCUUCCAAGUACAAAGUCCCUUCGUGGUCGCCAAUUGUAACCGUGUGUGGUUCCCUUAUUUACCACUAUAAUGUCUUAAAGCAUAGAACUUAGUAGGGCUAACCAUACAGAUAUCUUAGCCAUAAUUUUAUAUAGUGUAAGAGAUCCUCUAUUUAACAUAUAUAAAUAAUUGAGAAUACAAUAUAAAAUAAGGAUUGUCUUGGAAGCAAGAUUGUCUUUUGGAUAUUUAUUAUAUAAAAAUAUAAAAUCCAUUAUAGCAGAGUUUAUAAGAUUAAAUUACAUGCUUGCAAAUAUCAUUAAUAGGUUAACAUACCGUUCUGAACAUGUCAUCAUGUCAGCCUUUCUGUCAUUUUAAGAUGGAGCAGCGUCUGUCUCCAAGUCUCUCCUCUGUGUCUUAAAGGACCACUAUACUGCCAGGAAAACAUACUCGUUUUCCUGACACUAUAGUGCCCUGAGGGUGCCCCCACCCUCAGGGACCCCCUCCCGCCCGGCUCUGGAAGGAGGAAAGGGUUAAAAACUUACCUUUUUCCAGCGCUGGGCGGGGAGCUCUCUGCUUCCUCUCCUCCUCCGUUCCUCCUCCUGGGCUGAAUGCGCACGCGCGGCAAGAGCUGCGCGCGCAUUCAGCCGUCGCAUAGGAAAGCAUUUACAAUGCUUUCCUAUGGACGCUGGCGUGCUCUCACUGUGAAAAUCACAGUGAGAAGCACGCAAGCGCCUCUAGUGGCUGUCAAUGAGACAGCCACUAGAGGAAAUAGGGGAAGGCUUAACCCAUUCAUAAACAUAGCAGUUUCUCUGAAACUGCUAUGUUUAUAAAAAAAAUGGGUUAACCCUAGAAGGACCUGGCACCCAGACCACUUCAUUAAGCUGAAGUGGUCUGGGUGCCUAGAGUGGUCCUUUAACAUUUAAAAAUACACCUAUUUAUACCUUAGGUGUCGUCAUUUUAGGUUACUGUAGUUCAAAUAUGAAAAAGUAACACUUCUUUUACUUUAUUCAAUUUAGGACCUCCCUUAACUUGGCAAACAUACAAGGCCAUAACUAAAGGGUGUAUACGUCAUGGAAAUUUUCCUGACUUAGUUCAAGAUGGCAUCUUAAAGUCUGAAUAGGUUAUCUGUUGUUUAUACUAAGUCGUAAGUGUACAGUCGUGGGAGAUUCCCGGAUUUGGGGAAGUUCCAUUAACUUGGGGUUACCACAGUAUAUUGUGUACUGCAAGAGUCGUAGCAUAGCCUUGAAGCUUGUUUAUGCAUUAUUGUUAUUGUAAUUCGUCUGGGACAAAAUGGCGCAAACAUAUUAUGCACUGAGGUUAUUGCUUAAAGAAACAUCUAUGAGAAACAAUAUGUUCCAUUUCUUACACCUUGUCAGUUUGCAAUAUCUCUUAAAGACAAAGUACACAGUUUAAGAAAUACAACAUUUCAUUCUAAAACUUGUAAUAUUUGCAUUUGCCCGUAACAAUAGGGCUAGGGACUAAUGAAAGUAUUUAGAAAAUUGGGCAGACUAGAUGGGCCGAAUGGUUCUUAUCUGCCGUCACAUUCUAUGUUUCUAUGAGAUAGGUGGAAGUCAUAUUUUGACCUAGGAGGAACAAAGCAGCCAGUUCCAACUGGUUUGGCAGUGUCCCUGGACAACGCCCUGCUGGAGAACAAUGGGACAGGGGGAGAGGAAGAGGCACACCUUCCCAUGGAUUCAAAGGGGCAGAAAAAGUGUCCCAGAAGUUACAACAUGUCCAUACACUGUUUUUAAAGCGCCAGCACUAGUCCAAAUAAAAGUCCAUAAGACCAAGUAAUGGUUUUAAAGGGCCAUACACCCCAGGGCCAUAGUUAUGUGGCAAGAGGCUGACAAGCAGGCUUCUCCAUAAGCCAGGGGAGCAGAGCAGUUUGGCACAAAGAAAGCCAGUGGCAAAUAGCAGCUUGUCACAUAGAUAUAGAUAGAAAAAGAUAGACAUAGAAAAAGAGAUAGAGAGACAGAUAGAUAUAGAGAGAGAGAGAUGAUGGAGUGUGUUUAACAAUAUUUAUUAACAGUGUGUGUUUGUAUUCAAACACUAUUUAUAGAGAUCUCUCUAUAUACAGUGUUUGCAUACUUACUUUGGGUUAGGAGGGUUGCCGUAGGAGGGGGAUGGGCAUAGACAGCGAGCGGAGCAGUGAGCUCAGCUUGCAAAUGCUCAUACUGCGCACAUGUGCGGUGGAGUACUCAGUUUUUUCAUAGAGCGGCAUUCAAUGCCGCUCUAUGAAGAACCUGAUUGGUGCAGCGCGAAGCCGCGCAUGCGCACUUGAGUGCUAUGAUGCUUAUAAAAGAGAAGCGUCCUAUUGGGCCCUGCAAUUUCGUCCUUUUGACUAAAAAGGGGGCGUGGCCUGGCGGGAAACUCGGUGCUGGAACGGAGGUAAGUUUUAAUAAUAAAAAGGGCUCCUUUUUUUUGUUUUUUUUAGGGGCAAGUUCAUAUAAAAGCAAGAAAGAAGGCUGGGGGACCUGUCUUUCUUGUGUUUAUAUGUUCCCUAUUGUGAUCCUUAACUUUGGCCAGUGUUUGUGACCACGUGGCUACUAAAAAAGACUGGACAUACCCCAUUUGUAAUACAUUGGGUUGUCUACUAUUGCAAAUGGUAUGCCAUCCGGGCUACCAUAUGCUCUCAAAGGCAAUGUAACCAAUCUGGCGAAUUUCAAUGUGAAAAGACUGAAAAUGUAACCUGCUAUAUUUGACCCUGUAACUUCCCCAAACACCUGUACAUAGGGGGUACUGUUUUACAUGUGAGACAUCGCUGAAUACAGUUAGAAUGUCACGUAGAACUAAAAAAAUUUGUCUUAUUUUCUCCCAGUUUUUCAUAUUUUAUUCAUACUAAAUUAUGUUUCAUACCUAAAUAUUAUAUGUUAAAUGAAAGCUCUGUUUCCCCUGAACAAAAUGAUAUAUAAUAAGGGUGGGUGCACAUAAUAUGAAAGAGAUGAAUUACGCCUGAACAGACACAUAGCGCAAAUUCAAGGUUUUGUUUUGAUCACAACUUGUACAACUGCUUCAAUCCUUAAGGGGUUAAUGGGUCUGGUUUGUUUAUUCACGUAUAACCAGCUGUACUCUGAAUAUUAAGGUUGCAGAGACCAGUCCUGUUAGCUCAAGAUGUUACACGUCAGUUUUCAGGGUUUAUUACAUCGACUGUGAGCUCCAAGAUAAUGAAAGCUCAUGAUAUAACUUCCUCACCCAUUGCCCUUACACCAGAAUUACCCUGCAUUAAACUGUAUUUCAUUAUCUUCUUUUCUGCAGAAACCAGGCUCCCUUUACUGAUGCUGACAGGGAUCUCUCAUCCGACUCCAGCAAUAGACCAGAGGACAGAUCUAUGCCAGCGGAGAGCUCACCCAGUACCUCACAUGGACCCGAAACAAUGAGACAUAUUCUCUAAUCGCUCAAUGUCGUCUUCAUAUUCGCCAUCUAAAUAUCCUUUAACACUCCUCAUCCCCAACAUAAACAGUAAGCAGGGGAGCCUGGAUCCCAGCCUUGCGGAAUGGCAUUUACUGACCUCUGUCAUUGGUAAAAUUAAACCGAGAUAAUACAACCCAGUAAUGUAUUAACUUGUGAGGCAAGC